AUGGCAACCCAAGCACCGACGUUCACACAGCCGUUACAAAGUGUUGUGGCACUGGAGGGUAGUGCCGCAACCUUUGAGGCUCAUAUUAGUGGUUUUCCAGUUCCUGAGGUGAGCUGGUUUCGGGAUGGCCAGGUUCUUUCAGCUGCUUCUCUGCCCGGCAUGGAGAUCUCGUUUAGCGAUGGCCGCGCUAGACUCACGAUCCCUGCUGUGACUAAGGAUAACAGUGGAAGAUAUUCCCUGCGAGCCACCAAUGGAUCUGGACAAGCGACUAGUACUGCUGAACUACUUGUUACAGCAGAGACAGCACCACCUAACUUCCUACAAAGACUACAGAGCAUGACAGUGAGACAAGGAAGUCAAGUUCGACUUGACGUGAGAGUGACUGGAAUCCCUACACCUGUGGUGAAGUUCUAUUGGGACGGAGCAGAAAUCCAAAGCUCCCCUGAUUUUCAGAUUUCACAAGAAGGCGACCUCUACAGCUUAUUAAUUGUCGAAGCUUAUCCUGAAGACUCUGGAACCUAUUCAGUAAAUGCUACGAAUAGUGUUGGAAGAGCUACUUCAACUGCCGAAUUACUGGUUCAAGGCGAAGAUGUUGUACCCGCUAAAAAGACUAAAACAAUUGUUUCGACUUCAACUGCUCAGAUUUCUCAAACAAGACAAACUCGAAUUGAAAAGAAAAUGGAAGCCCACUUUGAUGCCAGAUCAAUUGCAACCGUCGAGAUGGUGAUAGACAGUGCCAGCGGGCAACAGCUGCCCCACAAAACCCCACCCCGGAUACCAACUAAGCCUAAAUCCAGGUCACCCACCCCACCAGCCAUUGCCGCGAAAGCACAGAUGGCCCGACAGCAAUCCCCAUCUCCUGUCCGACAGUCACCAUCUCCUGUCAGACACGUUAGAGCACCAACACCAUCUCCUGUCAGGUCCGUGUCCCCGGCUGGAAGACUCUCAUCUUCCCCCGUCAGACCUGUGAAGUCCCCAUUACUGAUUCGAAAAGCACAAAGCACCUCCAUGGCUUUGGGCACUGAGGUCCCGCCCCCUUGGAAGCAAGAGGGCUACUUGGCUUCCUCAGAAUCCCAGAUGAAGGAAACAACAGUAACGAGUUCUACUCAGAUCAGGACCGAAGAACGAUGGGAAGGAAGAUAUGGUAUCCAAGAGCAGGUGACCAUCACUGGGGCCACUGGAGCAGCUGCCAGUGCUUCUGUGGCUACAGAAGCCAUAGCUGGUGGGGCCAAACAGGUCAUACAAGACAGUGACAAAUCAGCAGCUGUUGCGACUGUAGUUGCUGCCGUUGAUCUGGCAAGAGUGCGAGAACCAGUUACAAGUGCUGUAGAGGAGACUGCAACAAGGACAACUAGAACUGCAGUGCACAUUCAACCUGGUCAAGAACAGACCAGAAAGGAAGCGGAGAAGACUGCCAUGACAAAGGUGACAGUUGCCGCAGAUAAAACCAAGGAACAAGAACUAAUAUUAAGAACAAGAGAAGAAUUCGCUUCCAAACAAGAGCAAAUACAUAUUACUCACGAAAAGGUGAGAAAAGAAACUGAAAAAGCUUUUGUACCUAAGGUAAUAAUUUCAGCUGCUAAAGCCAAAGAACAAGAAAAAGUAUCGAAAAUUACUGAAGGAAAGGCUACAAAACAGGAACAAAUGCACAUAACUCAUGAAACGAUGACAAGAGAAACUAAGAAAACUGUGGUACCCAAGGUAAUAAUUGCCACACCGAAAGUCAAAGAACAAGACACAGUGUCCAGAACUAGAGAAGGAUUCACGACGUCACAAGAACAAGUACACAUAACUCAUGAAAAGAUGAGAAAGGAAGCUGAGAAAAAAGCUCUUGCUUCAAUAGCAGUGACCACUGCAAAAUCCAAAGAACAAGAAUCAUUUUUGAGAACCAGAGAUGUGGCUACUAAACGUGAACAAAUCCAUGUUUCUCAUGAAAAGGUUGAAGCCGGAAAAAAGGCAGAAGCUGUAGCUACUGUUGUGGCUGCAGUAGAUCAAGCACGUAUCAGAGAGCCCAGAGAGCCAGCCCCCAUGGAAGACUCUUACGCUCAAAAAACUACUUUGGAAUAUGGCUACAAGGAGCAUGUUGCUGCAACAAAAGUCAUCGAGCAUCCUCAGCGCCCAGCAUCCGAACCACAAGUUGUCCCUAAAGCAGUCAAACCUGCAGUAGUCCAGGUUCCUUCUGAAACACACGUUUCUGCUGCCGAGCAAGCGAGAAUGCAGAUUUCCUCCCAGGUCAAGAGAACAUCGGACCUGCUGACCGAAAGAUUGGUCCACGUGGAACAUACACGUCCCCGCACGGCGAGUCCGCAUUUCACAGUGUCAAAAAUUUCUGUCCCUAAAACGGAACAUGGCUAUGAGGCUUCCAUAGCAGGCACCGCCAUUGCUACUCUGCAAAAAGAACUCUCUGCCACCUCCACUUCGACUCAGAAGAUUACAAAGCCCGUGAAGGCCCCUCUUGUAAAACCAGUCGACACGAGAAUACGGGCAGAGCCCAGCCCGUCCCCACAGUUCCCCUUCGUCGACACAGCUGACACUUACAAGAGGCAUGCCGGAAUCGAGGUGAAAAAGGAACUCGGGGUGAGAUUCUCCCGUGAUUCAGUCCGAGAAGAACACUACGUGGCAAGACAGGAAAGAGAGCCCAAGGUUACAGAAAUGGCCAGAAUACCCGCACCGGCGGAAGCUCCAGUUACUCCACCAACUUUAGUCUCUGGCCUUAAGAACGUGACCGUCAUGGAAGGUGAAUCCGUGACUUUGGAAUGCUAUAUCUCUGGGCAUCCAACCCCGACUGUCAUAUGGUACCGGGAAGAUUACCAAAUUGAGUGUUCCAUUGAUUUCCAAAUCACCUUCCAAAGCGGAAUUGCCCGUCUCAUGAUUCGCGAAGCCUUCGCUGAAGACAGCGGGAGAUUUUCUUGCACUGCUGUGAACGAAGCUGGAACUGUCAGCACUUCAUGCUACUUAGCUGUACAGGUAUCCGAAGAAUUUGAGAGCAGGGAGAUGGCUGCCGUUGCAGAGAAGAAGGUCACUACAGAGGAGAAACGCUUCGUGGAGUCUAGAGAUGUGGUCAUGGUAGACACCAGCAUUCCCGACGAACCCACCGGCCCCGGGGAGCCAGCUGCUCCUUCCUUCAUCAGGAAGCCAGUGGUUCAGAAAUUAGUCGAAGGGGGGAGCGUUGUCUUCGAGUGUCACGUCGGAGGAAACCCGAAGCCCCACGUCUACUGGAAAAAGGCUGGUGUUCCUCUCACCAGCGGAUAUAGAUAUAAAGUCAGUUACAACAAGCAGACUGGUGAGUGCAGACUGGUGAUUUCCAUGACUUUUGCCGACGAUGCUGGAGAAUACACCAUCGUUAUUCGGAACAAAUACGGCGAGAUAUCUGCUUCGGCCUCCUUGCUCGAAGAAGCUGAGUAUGACAUGCUGAUGAGGUCCCAGCAGGAAGCAUUUUACCAGACUCAAGGGACUGCAUUUGUGCCAGAACCUCAAGUUGGAGAGAUGGCACCGGGAUUUUCGUACCCAGAAUAUGAAAAAGAAUACGAAAAGGAACAAGCACUUAUUAGGAAGAAAAUGGCAAAAGAUACUGUUUUGAUUCGAUCUUUUGUAGAGGACCAGGAAUUCCAUAUCUCUUCCUUCGAAGAGAGACUCAUCAGAGAGAUCGAAUACAGAAUAAUCAAGACCACGUUAGAAGAACUCCUCGAAGAAGACGGAGAAGAGAGGAUGGCGGUUGACGUUGCUGAAUCGGAAACGAUUGAAGCGGGCUUUGAUUUGAGAUUAAAAAAUUACAGGAUUUUUGAGGGAAAGAGUGCUACUUUCCAUUGCAAAAUGUCCGGCUAUCCAUUACCAAAGAUUGCGUGGUACAAAGAUGGCAAGCGCAUUCGGCCGGGAGAACGAUACCAAAUGGAAUUUCUGCAGGAUGGGAGAGCUACCUUGCGUUUGCCAGUCGUGCUCCCAGAAGAUGAAGGGAUCUACACGGCAUUUGCCAGCAAUGUCAAAGGCAAUGCUAUUUGUUCUGGAAAAUUGUACGUGGAGCCUGCGGCACCUUUUACGGCCCCAUCCUAUUUGCCGGCACCAGCAUCCGUGACCAGAAUUCGAUCAAUUUCGCCUCGUUCCACCAGUCGUUCUCCUGCACGCCUGUCUCCAGCCCGCAUGUCUCCGGUCCGAUUGUCCCCCGCACGCCUGUCUCCGGCCCGUGUGUCCCCUGGACGGAGGCUGGAUGAAACAGAUGAAUCCCAGCUGGAGAGAUUGUACAAGCCCGUCUUCGUGCUGAAACCCACCUCUUUCAAAUGCGCAGAAGGGCAGACUGCAAGAUUCGACUUGAAAGUUGUCGGCCGACCUAUGCCAGAAACAUUCUGGUUUCAUGACGGUCAACAAGUUGUUAAUGACUUUACCCAUAAAAUAGUCAUCAAAGAGGAUGGUACACAGUCAUUAAUUAUCGUGCCUGCCAACCCGAGUGACUCCGGAGAGUGGGCUGUAAUUGCACAGAACAGGGCUGGAAAAUCUUCAAUCACAAUGAAUUUAACUGUGGAAGCUGUGGAACACCAGGUGAAGCCGGCAUUUGUGGAAAAACUGAGGAACGUGAAUGUAAAGGAAGGCUCUAGCCUUGAAAUGAAAGUCAGAGCUACGGGCAAUCCGAAUCCAGACAUUGUUUGGUUGAAAAACAGUGACAUCAUUGUACCUCAUAAAUAUCCAAAGAUUAAAAUCGAAGGAACCAAGGGCGCAGCGGCCCUUAAGAUAGACUCGAUUGUCAGCCACGAUUCCGCAUGGUACACUGCGACUGCCAUCAAUAAGGCGGGACGUGACACUACCAGGUGUAAAGUGAACGUGGAUGUUGAAUUUUCCGAGCCUGAACCGGAGAGAAGAUUGAUCAUCCCACGGGGAACUUACAAAGCUAAAGAGAUCGCUGCCCCAGAACUGGAACCGCUCCACCUGCGAUAUGGCCAAGAGCAGUGGGAAGAGGGAGACCUCUAUGAUAAAGAGAAGCAACAGAAGCCCUUCUUUAAGAAGAAACUCACGUCACUGAGGCUCAGGCGUUUUGGGCCGGCCCACUUCGAAUGCCGACUCACCCCAAUCGGCGACCCGACCAUGGUGGUGGAAUGGCUCCACGACGGCAAGCCUCUGGAAGCCGCCAACAGGCUCCGCAUGAUCAACGAAUUUGGAUAUUGCAGCCUUGACUACGGAGUCGCCUACAACAGGGACAGCGGAGUUAUCACCUGCAGAGCGAGUAACAAGUACGGGACCGAUCACACGUCCGCUACCCUCAUCGUUAAAGACGAGAAAAGUCUCGUUGAAGAAUCCCAGCUGCCCGAAGGCAGGAAGGGACUGCAGCGGAUCGAAGAGCUGGAGAGGAUGGUCCACGAGGGGGCCCUUACCGGCGUGACGACAGAUCAGAAAGAGAAGCAAAAGCCAGACAUCGUUCUGUUCCCCGAGCCAGCCAGGGUCCUCGAGGGGGAAACGGCUCGGUUCCGUUGCCGGGUCACGGGCUACCCUCAGCCCAAAGUCAACUGGUAUCUCAACGGGCAGCUCAUCCGCAAGAGCAAGAGGUUUCGGGUCCGCUACGACGGCAUCUACUACCUGGACAUCGUAGACUGCAAAUCCUACGACACGGGAGAAGUCAAGAUCACGGCAGAAAAUCCCGAAGGCAUCACAGAACACAGAGUGAAGCUGGAGAUUGAACAGAGGGAAGAUUUCCGGUCUGUCCUCCGGCGAGCCCCCGAAUAUAAGCCUGAAACCCAAGUCCACGAACCCGGGAAACUUGAGUUUGAGGUGCAGAAGGAAGACCAACCUGCCGAUACCAAGGAACCCAAGGAAGUGGUGAAGCUGAAAAGGGCCGAGAGAAUCACCCAUGAGAAGAUCUCUGAAGAGAGUGAAGAACUGCGCAGUAAAUUUAAGCGGAGGACAGAGGAGGGCUACUACGAAGCCAUCACCGCUGUGGAGCUCAAAUCCCGCAAAAAGGAUGAGUCGUACGAAGAAAUGCUGAAGAAGACGAAGGACGAACUCCUUCACUGGACCAAAGAAUUAACUGAGGAGGAAAAGAAAGCCCUCCUCCCUGAGGGACAGAUCACCAUUCCGACCUUUAAACCCGAAAGGAUCGAACUGAGUCCAAGUAUGGAAGCCCCCAAAAUCUUCGAGAGAAUUCAAAGCCAGACUGUCGGUGAGGGUUCCGACGCCCAUUUCCGAGUGAGGGUAGUGGGAAAACCAGACCCUGAGUGUGAAUGGUACAAAAAUGGAGUUAAGAUCGAACGUUCUGACCGCAUAUACUGGUACUGGCCAGAGGAUAACGUCUGCGAAUUAGUCAUCAGAGAUGUCACGGCGGACGACUCUGCUAGCAUCAUGGUGAAAGCUAUCAAUGUAGCUGGCGAAACCUCCAGCCAUGCAUUCUUGCUUGUUCAAGCUAAACAGUUGGUCACUUUCACCCAGGAAUUACAAGAUGUGGUUGCUAAGGAAAAAGACACCAUGGCAACCUUUGAAUGUGAAACUUCGGAGCCAUUUGUCAAAGUGAAAUGGUUUAAGGACGGUGUGGAAAUUUCUUCUGGAGAUAAAUAUAGGAUGCACUCUGACAGGAAGGUCCACUUCCUUUCUGUACUGACAAUCGACAUGUCUGAUGCUGAAGAUUAUAGCUGCGAACUUGUGGAGGAUGAAAAUACCAGGACCACAGCCAAACUUAUUGUUGAAGGCGCUGUUGUUGAGUUUGUGAAAGAACUCGAGGAUCUAGAAGUUCCAGAGUCAUUGUCAGGAGAACUAGAAUGCAUCAUUUCCCCUGAAAAUGUUGAAGGUAAAUGGUACCAUGGUGACGUAGAACUGCACUCCAAUGGCAAAUACACCAUUGUAUCGCGCCGUGGCCGUCAAAGCCUCACCGUCAAGGAUGUUACCAAGGAAGACCAAGGGCAAUACAGCUUUGUGGUUGAUGGGAAAAAGACAAGCUGUCGUCUGAAGAUGAAACCCCGCCCCAUAGCGAUCCUGCAAGGCUUGAGCGAUCAAAAAGUCUGUGAAGGUGACAUUGUACAGCUUGAAGUUAAAGUCUCCUUGGAGAACGUGGAAGGCAUCUGGAUGAAAGAUGGCCAGGAAGUGCAGCCCAGUGAUCGGGUUCACAUUGUGAUAGACAAGCAAUCACACAUGUUGCUCAUUGAGGACAUGACCAAGGAAGAUGCUGGAAAGUAUUCCUUCACCAUUCCUUCCCUUGGACUUUCGACGAAUGGACGGAUCUCCGUUUACAGUGUGGGCAUAGUGACACCUCUCAAAGACGUGAACGUGAUUGAGGGCACGAAGGCGGUUCUGGAAUGCAAGGUUUCAGUCCCAGACGUGACUUCAGUUAAAUGGUACUUAAACGAUGACCAAAUCAAGCCCGACGACCGCGUCCACGCCAUCGUCAAAGGAACCAAGCAACGGUUGGUACUCAACCGAACCCACGCCUCAGACGAAGGGCCUUACACGUUGGUCGUCGGGAAAGUUGAAACGAGCUGCAAUCUCACUGUGGAAAAAAUCAAAAUAGUCAGAGGUCUUCAUGACCUUACCUGCACUGAGACACAGAAUGUGGUCUUUGAGGUCGAGCUUUCCCAUGCAGGAAUUGAUGUCCUGUGGAAUUUUAAGAACAAGGAGCUCAAGCCUAGUGAAAAAUAUAAAAUCGAAGCUCACGGAAAAAUAUACAAAUUGACAGUCCUGAACAUGAUGAAGGAUGAUGAGGGAGAAUAUACAUUUUAUGCCGGUGAAAAUAUGACUUCUGGAAAACUGACAGUAGCAGGGGGUGCAAUCUCCAAGCCUCUGACAGACCAGACCGUGGCGGAGUCGCAGGAAGCCGUCUUCGAGUGCGAAGUGGCCAAUCCGGAUUCCUCAGGCGAAUGGCUAAAGGAGGGCAAACCCCUGGCGAUGAGUAACAACAUCCGAAGUGAGAAAGAUGGACACAAAAGAAGGCUCAUCAUCGCCGUUACUAAAUUAGAUGACAUUGGGGAGUACACGUACAGAGUGGCUACCUCAAAAACAUCUGCUAAACUCAAAGUUGAAGCUGUCAAAAUCAAGAAGACCCUAAAGAACCUGACUGUGACAGAAACCCAAGACGCUGUUUUCACUGUGGAUCUUACUCACCCUGAUGUGAAAGGAGUUCAGUGGAUCAAGAACGGAGUUGAGCUACGAUCCAAUGACAAAUAUGAAAUCUCUGUGAAGGGAACCUCUUACACUCUGAGGAUUAAAAACUGUGCUAUUGUCGAUGAGUCCGUUUAUGGCUUUAAACUCGGAAGGUUAGGAGCCAGUGCAAGACUUCACGUUGAGACCGUGAAGAUCAUUAAAAAGCCGAAGGACGUGACUGCCCUGGAAAAUGCCACAGUGGCUUUUGAAGUCAGCGUCUCCCACGACACCGUACCAGUAAAAUGGUUCCACAAGAAUGUGGAGAUUAAGCCAAGCGAUAAACACAGGCUGGUUUCAGAAAGGAAAGUCCACAAACUGAUGCUGCAAAACAUUGCCUCUGCCGACGCUGGAGAAUACACUGCUGUAGUCGGGCAACUCGAAUGCAAGGCCAAGUUGUUUGUGGAGACCCUCCAUAUCACAAAGACCAUGAAGAGCAUCGAAGUGCCCGAGACCAAAACGGCCUCUUUUGAGUGUGAAGUGUCUCACUUCAACGUCCCUGCCAUGUGGCUGAAGAACGGGGUGGAGAUUGAAAUGAGUGAAAAGUUUAAAAUCGUCGUCCAGGGAAAACUCCAUCAACUCAAUAUCAUGAACACCAGCACAGAGGAUUCAGCAGAGUACACUUUUGUCUGUGGAAAUGAUCAAGUCAGUGCCACCCUGACAGUGACGCCGAUCCUAAUUACAUCUAUGCUGAAAGACAUCAAUGCGGAAGAAAAGGAUACAAUCACAUUCGAAGUAACUGUGAACUAUGAAGGCAUCACUUACAAAUGGCUGAAGAACGGAGUCGAGAUCAAGUCAACUGAUCGGUGCCAGAUGAGAACCAAGAAGCUCACCCACUCACUGAACAUAAGAAAUGUCCAUUUUGGAGAUGCCGCCCAGUACAGUUUUGUGGCUGGGAAAGCAGCCUCCACAGCUACCCUCUUUGUGGAAGCUCGUCACAUUGAAUUUAGGAAACAUAUUAAGGAUAUUAAGGUUUUGGAGAAGAAAAGAGCGGUGUUUGAAUGUGAAAUUUCUGAACCCGACAUCACCGUCCAGUGGAUGAAAGAUGGGCAGGAACUGCAGAUUACUGACAGAAUGAAGAUCCAGAAGGAGAAAUAUGUUCAUCGUCUCCUUAUCACUUCGGCACGCAUGUCAGAUGUUGGGCAGUACUCGGUGGUGGCAGGAGGAAACAUGUCCACUGCUAAUCUCUUUGUGGAAGGCCGUGAUGUUCGCAUAAGGAGUAUCCGUAAGGACGUUCAGGUCAUUGAGAAACAGCGUGCUGUCGUGGAAUUUGAAGUCAAUGAAGAAGAUGUUGAUGCCCGCUGGUACAAAGAUGGUAUUGAGAUCAAUUUCCAGAUUCAGGAACGCUACCAGUACGUCGUGGAAAGAAGAAUCCAUAGAAUGUGCAUCACUGAGACCAGACAAAGUGAUGCUGGAGAAUUCACCUUUGUGGCAGGAAAAAACAGGAGUUCCGUGACACUCCACGUCAAUGCUCCCGAGCCUCCACAGAUCAUCCAGGAACUCCAGCCCAUCACGGUGGAGUCCGGCAAACCUGCCCGCUUCUGCGCGGUGGUCUCAGGCCGACCCCAGCCCAAAAUCACUUGGUUCAAAGAGGAACAGCGGCUUUCCACUGGCUUCAAGUGCAAGUUUCUGCACGACGGGCAGGAGUACACCCUCCUGCUCAUCGAGUCUUUCCCGGAAGAUGCAGCCAUCUACACGUGUGAAGCCAGGAACGACUAUGGCGUCGCCAUUACCUCAGCCUCCCUUUCUGUGGAAGUUCCAGAAGUUGUCUCCCCUGAUCUGGAAAUGCCCAUGUAUCCUCCCGCCAUCAUUUCACCACUUCGCGAUACUGUCACUUCUGAAGGACGGUCAGCUCGCUUCCAGUGCAGAGUUUCAGGAACAGAUCUGAAAGUCACUUGGUACAGCAGAAAUAAGGAGAUCAAGCCAUCUCGGUUCUUUAGAAUGACUCAAUUCGAAGACACGUACCAACUGGAAAUUGCUGAAGCUUAUCCCGAGGACGAAGGAAUAUACACAUUCGUUGCUAGUAAUGCUGUAGGCCAAGUGUCCAGCACAGCUAACCUGACACUGGAAGGAUGUGAGAACGUGGAAGAAGUUACACCAAACCCCCAGGGGCUUGUCUCUUCACUGAUUUCAUUUAAGAAGAGUCUGGGCCAGCGGCCUGCCUUCAUCCAGCCUAUUUCGAGCUGCAGGGUGUGCAGUGGGGAGGCAGUCAGAUUUCAUGCCAGGGUGUCUGGUCUGCCCAAACCAGAAAUCCAGUGGUUUCAUAACCAGCAGCUAAUGCUGCCAACCAAAGAUCUGGUUUUCCACUACAAUGUUGCAACAGGCAUGGCUUUACUGCUAAUAGUUGAUGCUUUCUCAGAGCAUGCUGGGCAGUACUCUUGCAAAGCAAAGAAUAGUGUUGGCGAAGCCACUUGCACUGCUACACUUACAGUGACGCCGGAAGCUCUGGAAGCAGUUCUGCAGGAGGAGAUGGAACAACAGAUUGAGAUUGAAGUGAGAGAAUUUUCUAGUUCUAUUGUUCCAUCUGCUGAGGAAGAAAGCACCGACCUCCAAUUACCAGGCCAAGAUGUAACACCUGAACUUUUGUCUGAAGCUUCAGUUUAUUCUGCCAAAUUUGGUCCCAGUAGGGAAGGCAGUGCUCCCAUGUUCAUCAGACAGGUUUCUGACACUGAAAUAAGUUUAGGAGAUGUAGCCAAACUUUCGGUCACGGUCACUGGCAUUCCGAAACCUAAAAUCCAGUGGUUCUGUAACGGAGUCCAGUUGACAUCUUCUACAGACUACAAAUUUGUAUUUGAUGGUAAUGAUUAUAGCCUGAUCAUUCUGUAUGCAAAAUCUGAGGAUGAGGGAAAGUAUACUUGUGUUGCCAGUAAUGAAUAUGGCAAGAUUGCAUGCAGUGCUUUUCUAAAGAUAACUCAUAAAGAGGUAGUGGAGGAAUGUGAAGAAAGAGUGGGGGAACCAGAAAUAGGGGAACUUUUGGAAAAGAGGGGCAGGCCUUCUCCUCCCCUCUUCAUUAAGAAGCUCAAACCUAUUCAGUGUGCUCGAGGGGUUCCUGCUAUUUUCGACUACAUAGUCACUGGUGAACCAGUUCCUGAAAUUCAGUGGUUUAAGGGAAAUGACCAGCUCUGUACAAAUAUAUAUUAUACCAUCAUUCAGCAUUCAGAUGGUGCAGGCUCAUUAAUUGUAAACAAUCCUCAAAGUGAAGAUGCUGGACUAUAUAUCUGUAAAGCAGUAAACACUUGGGGUGAAUCCAUGUGUAAGGCAGAAUUGCUUGUGUUUCAUGAAGGGCUUGAUUCCUCUCCCCAAGGAAAAACAAGUCAAGCCCUUCUUGCAGAGCCCUGCACCCCUGAAAUGGAUUCCCUCCAAAUGUUACCAACGGGACAUGAUGUCAAGGUAAUUUACUCAGAACAAGAGAUCACAUCCUACGUACAAGACACCAUUUUGAAUGCCGCCUUGGUCAUCGAAGAUCAAGCAACCUUGGGGGAAAGCCCAACCUUGCUGGAAUCUAUGGUCGUGGAAGAGCAAAAGACCCUAUCUUCAGAAGUUUCCCUUGAAUUUCCUGCCAUGGAUGAGGUGAGGCCUAGUCAGUUGACUGAAGAACCCUCUCCCACACUGCAGCCACAGGUGAUGCAGACAGAGAUAACACUCCCAAAAGAAGACAUUCUGUCUCUUCAUAAACCUCCAUCCCAAGCUGCCUCAACUAGUACUGAGAAAAUGUUUCAGAGGGCUGUGACCACAGAAGAAAAUGGCACAUUACCAGCUGAACAACUUGUCAUUUUGCCAGCUACCACAGAAGGGGAAUUUCUAAGAUCUACAACUGAACCGCAAGUGCGGGUCCAUUCCAGCCAGGUGACUGAAGAGAUUCCUCUUCCAAAAGAAGAGGUGAUAAAAGCCUCAGAGAAAAAACAAAGAGCAUCUCUUCAAAAAGAAGAGCACCAAAUGGCUUUGCAGUUACCCUCUCUAACGGGAAGUCAAAAUUUAGUAGAGGGACCAAUGGAACUUUUUCAGGAGACAGAGAUCUUGGCUUUUGAGAUGAAGUGUGAACCCCAAUUUCCCUCAGAACCAGUACACGUGGAAAAAAAAGGUGUUCUGGUAGAGAGCGCAGACCGACUGGAAGGUGCAGAGCAAGAUUUUGCAGUAAGGAUUCAGGAAGGGCAGUCGGUAAGGAUUCCUCUAGCACUAGAGGAACAGCGAGUACUAGGGGAAGAGCAUGCUGCUGACAUGACAGCUUCAGAAACGAAAAUGACACAAGCUGUAAAACAACCCAAGGAAGCUCAGAAUGUUCACGAAGUACAGGAAAAUGGUAUUCUUGAUAAGGAAAAGCAGUUGGCCCCUGACAUUCCCGAACAAGCCCAAUUAGACAUAAAGACACAGAUCCGAAGAGCCCUAAAAGUUGCUGUGGCAAGAGAACAACCCAUCCUCUUUUCUGAAUGGCUGAGGGACAUUGAGAAAGUUGAAGUCAAGACUGUAAAAGUUACUAAAGAACCUAAGAUCGUAAUGUGCACGUAUCUCGGUACCACUACAGGAAGUUCCAUUACCGAAGAAUUCACCAUCACCCUUGAGGGUAUCAAUCCUCAGACAGCUAAUUUGAAGACACAGCUUAAAGAUGCCUUGUGGUCUAUUGUUUGUGAGGAAAAACAUGUGCUACUUGCAGAACAACCCAGUCUAAGUGAAGGGGUUGAUUCCUGUUCAGAUUUAAUAGAACCGGAAGAGGUCGAAAUAACCACCGAACCCGAAGUUCAGUCCGGAAGCCUUGUCUCAAAUCAAGAAGUCCACUGUGUUAGUGUGGAAAGUCAUGUUAGGGAUAUAGGUGCCACAUCAGAGAUUCUUUCUGGUUCCCUCCCAGUUGAAAAACCACAGGAGAUUGUGAAAAUGAUUGAGAAAAAAGAGUCAAAGUUUGAAAAAGAUACCGGGGACAGUGUCACAGCCCAGAAACCAGAGAAGUCUUCAGCUAACAGGGAUUGUCCUGUCAUACGCAGGCAUUUGGUAGACACUGUUGCUGAGGAAAAUGAUAGUGUAAGACUUUCAACUGUAAUACUGAAUGCCAAAGAGGUAAAUUGGUAUUUUGAGAAUAAACUGUUGUCUUCAGACAAAAAAUUCAAGUGUAUACAAGAUGAUCAAACCUAUACACUAGAAAUCAACAAAGUGAUCCAGGAGGGGCAUCAAGGAGAUUAUACCUGUGAGGCACAGAACGAUGGUGGAAAAACAUCAACUUCCGCGAAACUCACAAUAGUUAAAAGAGCUGCCCCGAUAAUCAAGAGGAGAAUCGAGUCUCUGGAAGUCGCGUUGGGCCAUCUGGCUAAAUUCACUUGUGAGAUUGAGAGCGCGCCCAAUGUUCGAUUCCAGUGGUUCAAAGCUGGACGUGAAAUUUAUGAGAGCGACAAGUGUUCAUUACAGACCACAAACUAUACCUCCACUCUGCAGAUCCUGAGAACUCAAGUAGUUGACUGUGGUGAAUAUAGCUGUAAAGCUUCAAAUGAGUACGGGAGCGUAAGCUGCACAGCUACCUUAACAGUGACUGCUCCAGCUGAAAAGAAGCCACACAAAUUACUGCCUGAACCAACACCUAAACCAAAAGAAGAAAUUGUUCUGAAAAAGGUUCUGAGACCAAGCCCAGAAGAAGAAGAACAUAAAGUAGAACCUAAAAAAGUAGAAAAGAUUAAAAAACCUACAGUAAUAGAACCACCAAAGGCCGUGGAUGAAGUUGAAGCACCACCUGCGGAUGUUCCGAAAAAAGUGCAUAAGAGAGAAAUUCCCCAGAGAGAAAAAGUGCCUGAAAUUAAACCAGCAAUCCCUCUGCCUGCACCUGAACCCAAACCUGUGCCAGAAGUGAAAAUGGUUCAAGUAGCUGUGGAACCAGCACCAGUACCUGCCCCGGUACCUGCCCCAGUACCUGCCCCAGUGACCAAACCAGUGGUUAUAAAGAAAGCAGAAGUCAAAGCACCAAAAGAGGAACCUGCCAAGCCCAAAGGCCCUAUUAUAGGUGUACCCAAAAAGACUCCUUCCCCAGCAGAGGCUGAAAAGAAAAGAUUAAGGCCAGGGAGUGCUGGAGAGAAGCCUGCCGAUGAUGCGCCUUUUACCUACCAGCUGAAAGCUGUACCCUUGAAGUUCGUGAAAGAAAUCAAGGACAUCGUGUUGACAGAAGCCGAAUCAAUCGGUUCAUCGGCCAUCUUUGAAUGUCUCGUCUCCCCCUCCACUGCCGUUACAGGUUGGAUGAAGGAUGGAAGCAAUAUCCGAGAAAGUCCAAAGCACAGGUUCAUUGCAGAUGGAAAAGACAGAAAGCUGCACAUCAUUGAUGUACAGCUUUCAGAUGCCGGCGAAUACACUUGCGUAUUAAAAUUGGGAAAUAAAGAAAAGACCUCCACAGCCAAGCUUGUCGUUGAAGAACUUCCAGUGCGCUUUGUACAGACUCUUGAGGAGGAAGUCACAGUGGUUAAAGGACAACCUUUAUACCUGAACUGUGAAUUGAACAAAGAACGAGAAGUGGUCUGGAGGAAGGAUGGAAAAAUUAUUGUGGAGCAAGCCAACAAAAUUGUGCCAGGCGUUAUUGGUUUACUGAAGACUCUCACGAUCAACGAUACAGAUGACUUUGAUGCUGGGACUUACACUGUAACUGUAGAAAAUGCCAACAAUCUCCAGUGUUCAUCUUGUGUGAAAGUUGUAGAAGUCAUUAGAGAGUGGUUAGUGAAACCUAUCCGAGACCAGUACGUGAAACCCAGGGGCACAGCCACCUUCUCCUGUGUUGUGGCCAAAGAUACACCAAAUAUUAAAUGGUUUAGAGGCUACGAAGAAAUUCCUUUGGAACCAAAUGAUAAGACUGAGAUCCUAAGGGAUGGAAAACAACUGUACCUCAAAGUUAAGAAUGUCACACCUGAAGACAUUGACGAAUAUGCAGUGGAAGUUGAAGGCAAAAGAUAUACUGCAAAACUGAUCAUUGGUGAGCCUGAAGUGGAGCUGCUUAAGCCCCUGGAGGAUGUUACCGUGUAUGAAAAGGAAACUGCGUGUUUCGACUGUGAAAUCUCUGAGGAAGGUGUUCCUGGACAGUGGAAACUGAAAGGAGAAGUUCUGAGGCCCUCACCUACUUGUGAAAUCAAAGCCGAAGGAGGAAAGCGUUUCCUCACGUUACACAAUGUCAAAUUGGACCAGGCUGGUGAAGUGCUCUUCCAGGCUCUCAAUGCUUGUACGACAGCCAUUCUGACCGUGAAAGAGAUUGAACUUGACUUUGCUGUGCCUCUGAAGGAUGUCACUGUCCCAGAGAGGCGACAGGCUCGAUUUGAGUGUGCUCUCACCAGAGAGGCCAACGUUAUAUGGUCUAAAGGAACUGACAUCAUCAAAGCUUCUGACAAAUUUGACAUCAUUGCAGAUGGGAAGAAACACAUUCUUGUCAUCAAUAAUUCUCAGUUUGAUGAUGAAGGAGUCUAUACUGCUGAAGUUGAUGGGAAAAAGACCUCCGCCAGAUUAUUUGUUGUAGGGACUAGACUGAAGUUCAUAUCUCCUCUUGAAGAUCAAACAGUGAAAGAGGGGGAAACAGCGUUUUUUACCUGUGAGCUUUCUCAUGAAAAGAUGCUGUUGUCUUGGUAUAAAAAUGAUGUCAAACUCCACACAAGUAGAACGGUUCUCAUUUCCUCUGAGGGCAAGACCUACAAAUUAGAAAUGAGAGAAGUAACUCUGGAUGAUAUUUCUCAGAUAAAAGCCCAAGUCAAGGACCUGCAUUCUACUGCACAUCUGAAGGUCUUAGAGGCUGAUCCUUAUUUCACUGUGAAAUUACGUGACUACACCGGGCUUGAGAAAGAUGAAAUCAUCCUGAAGUGUGAAGUUAGCAAGGAUGUGCCAGUGAAAUGGUUCAAGGAUGGUGAGGAGAUUACACCAUCAACCAAAUACUCCAUCAAGACUGAUGGCCUGCGCCGCAUCUUAAAAAUCAAGAAAACGGAACUUGGUGACAAAGGCGAAUACAUGUGUGACUGUGGGACGGACAAGACGCAAGCGAAAAUUGCUGUUGAAGCCCGGCUGAUAAAAGUGGAAAAGCCUCUGUAUGGAGCCGAAGUGUUUGUCGGUGAAACAGCGCGCUUUGAAAUUGAGCUUUCUGAGCCUGAUGUUCACGGCCAGUGGAAAUUAAAAGGAGAACCUCUAACUGCUUCACCUGACUGUGAAAUCAUUGAAGAUGGCAAGAAACACAUUCUGGUCCUUUACAACUGCCAACUGGACAUGACAGGAAAAGUUUCCUUCCAGGCUGCGAACGCUAAAUCUGCUGCUAAUCUUAAAGUGAAAGAACACCCUCUACUCAUCAUCACGCCGCUCAAUGACGUGAAGGUCUUCGAGAAGGAUGAGGCCAAGUUUGAAUGUGAGGUGUCCAGGGAACCCAAAACAUUCCGCUGGUUGAAAGGCACCCAGGAGAUCGCAAGUGAUGACAAAUUUGAGCUCAUCCAGGACGGUACCCGGCAUUCGUUGGUGAUCAAGUCAGCUGCUUUCGAAGAUGAGGCAAAAUACACAUUUGAAGCUGAAGACAAGAGAACCAGCGGCAAACUGAUCAUUGAAGGAAUUCGUCUGAAAUUCCUCAGCCCUCUCACGGAUGUGACAGCAAAAGAACGGGAAAGUGCGGUGUUUACUGUAGAACUCUCUCAUGACAAUAUCCAUGUUAAGUGGUUCAAAAACGACCAGCGACUACACACCAGCAAGCGAGUUUCAAUGCAGGGUGAAGGCAAAAUCCACUCCAUCACGUUGAAAGACCUCUCUAUUGAUGACACAUCUCAAAUUAGAGUGGAAGCUAUGGGGUUGAGUUCUGAAGCAAAACUCACCGUAAUCGAGGGAGAUCCCUACUUUACUGGAAAACUUCAAGACUACACCGGUGUGGAGAAAGAGGAAGUCAUUUUACAAUGUGAGAUUAGCAAACCAGAUGCCCCAGUGAAAUGGUUUAAAGACGGGAAGGAAAUAACCCCAUCUAAAGACGUCAUCAUCAAGGCCGAUGGCAAAAAGCGGAUGUUGAUCCUAAAGAAACCCUUGAAAUCAGACAUAGGUAGAUACACUUGUGAUUGCGGGACUGACCAGACAUCUGGCAAACUGAAUAUUGAAGAUCGGGAAAUUAAACUUGUUCGCCGGCUGAACAGCGUGGAGGUGACAGAGACCGAAACUGCUCGCUUUGAGACUGAGAUCUCUGAGGAUGAUAUCCAUGCCAACUGGAAACUGAAAGGAGAGGCCCUACACGAAACACCUGAAUGUGAAAUAAAGGAGGAAGGCAAACUGCACUUCCUUAUCCUUCAUAAUUGUCGCCUGGAUCAAGCCGGUGGGGUGGACUUCCAAGCAGCCAAUGUCAAAACUAGCGCUCAUCUUCGAGUUAAACCACGAGUAAUUGGACUUUUGAGACCCCUCAAGGAUGUAACAGUGACUGCAGGUGAAACAGCAACCUUCGAUUGCGAGCUCUCUUAUGAAGAUAUUCCAGUGGAGUGGUUCCUAAAGGGAAAGAAAUUAGAGCCCAGCGAAACGGUGGUCCCACGUUCAGAAGGAAGAGUUCAUACACUGACCCUGAGAAACGUGAAGUUAGAAGAUGCUGGAGAAGUCCAACUAACUGCAAAAGACUUCAAAACUCAAGCCAAACUCUUUGUUAAAGAACCCCCAGUUGAAUUCACUAAACCUCUUGAGGACCAGACGGUCGAAGAGGAAGCCACAGCAGUACUGGAAUGUGAGGUGUCCAGAGAAAAUGCCAAAGUGAAAUGGUUCAAAAAUGGAACCGAAAUCCUCAAAAACAAGAAGUAUGAUAUUGUUGCUGAUGGUAAAGUCAGAAAACUUAUUAUCCAUGGCUGUACGCCAGAAGACAUUAAAACAUACACCUGUGAUGCUAAAGAUUUCAAGACGUCCUGUAACCUCAAUGUAGUGCCCCCUCAUGUUGAGUUCUUGAGGCCUCUCACUGACCUCCAAGUAAAAGAAAAAGAAGUUGCUCGGUUCGAAUGUGAACUUUCCCGAGAAAAUGUCAAGGUGCAGUGGUUUAGAGAUGGUGCAGAAAUUAAAAAGGGUAAAAAAUACGACAUCAUUUCUAAAGGUGCCGUGCGCAUCCUAGUCAUCAGCAAAUGUCUGCUGGAUGAUGAAGCGGAAUAUUCCUGUGAAGCAAAAACAGCUCGAACCUCAGGCAUGCUGACAGUGCUGGAGGAAGAGGCUGUCUUUACCAAAAAUCUUCCUAACCUUGAAGUAAGUGAAGCAGACACUGUGAAGUUCAUCUGUGAAGUCUCCAAGCCUGGUGCGGCGGUCACAUGGUAUAAAGGGGAUGAAGAGAUCAUUGAGACGGGUCGAUAUGAGAUCCUCUCUGAGGGCCGGAAGAGGAUUCUGGUGAUACAUAACGCCCAACUGGAAGAUGCUGGCAGUUUCAACUGCAGGCUCCCAAGCUCGCGCACAGAUGGCAAACUCAAAGUGCAUGAGCUGGCUGCUGAAUUCAUAACCAAACCACAAAACCUCGAAGUGCUUGAGGGAGAAAAAGCCGAAUUUUCCUGUACCAUAUCAAAGGAAACCUUUGAGGUUCAGUGGAAAAAGGACAAUGUGACGCUUGAAUCUGGUGAUAAAUAUGACAUCAUUGCCGACGGUAAAAAGAGAACACUGGUCGUUAAGGAUUCUACACUACAGGAUAUGGGAACUUACGUUGUUAUGGUUGGUGCAGCUAGAGCAGCUGCCCAUUUGACAGUAAUUGAAAAACUCCGGAUCAUCGUUCCUCUGAAAGACAAGCGUGUUAAGGAAGAACAGGAAGCCCUUUUCCAUUGUGAAGUCAACACAGAAGGGGCUAAAGCUAAAUGGUUCCGAAAUGAUGAGGCCAUAUUUGACAGCUCAAAAUACAUCAUUGUCCAAAAAGAUUUAACCUACACCCUAAGAAUUAGAAAUUCCCGCCUGGAUGAUCAGGCCACCUAUUCAGUGUCGCUGACAAACCAGAGAGGGGAAAAUGUCAAGAGUGCAGCUGAACUAAUUGUAGAAGAGGAAGAUCUCAGGAUUAUUGAACCUCUUCAAGAUAUCGAAACGAUGGAGAAGAAGACUGUCACUUUCUGGUGCAAGGUGAAUCGACUCAACGUAACAUUGCAGUGGACCAAAAAUGGCGAGGAAGUUCCUUUGGACAAACGGAUUUUAUACAGAGUGGAUAAAUAUAAGCACUCUCUGAUUAUUAAAGACUGUGGAUUCAUGGAUGAAGGCGAAUACACUGUCACUGCUGGAAAAGACAAAUCUGUGGCAGAACUCCUGAUUAUAGAGGCACCUACAGAAUUUAUUGAGCCCUUGGAGGAUCAGACGGUCACUGAGUUUGAUGAUGCUGUCUUCUCGUGCCAGCUUUCCAGGGAAAAAGCAAAUGUAAAAUGGUACCGAAAUGGACGAGAAAUCAAAGAGGGCGAAAAAUAUGUGUUUGAAAAAGAUGGCGCUGUGCACAGACUGAUCAUAAAAGACUGCAGACUGGAUGACGAGUGUGAAUAUGCUUGCGGUGUAGAGGACAGGAGAUCAAGGGCUAGACUUUUUGUUGAAGAAAUCCCAGUAGAAAUCAUCAGACCACCCCAAGAUAUUCUCGAAGCUCCCGGUACCGACGUUGUCUUUUUUGCUGAGCUAAAUAAAGACAAGGUAGAGGUCCAGUGGCUGAGAAAUAACAUGAUUAUAGUCCAAGGUGAUAAGUACCAGAUGAUGAGCGAAGGAAAGAUUCAUAGGCUACAGAUAUGUGAUAUCAAACCACGUGACCAAGGGGAAUACAGAUUCAUUGCCAAAGAUAAAGAAGCUAGAGCUAAACUGGAGCUGGCAGCGGCCCCUAGAAUCAAGACUGCUGAUCAGGACCUCGUGGUGGAUGUUGGAAAACCUUUGACAAUGGUUGUUCCAUACGAUGCUUACCCCAAAGCAGAAGCUGAGUGGUUUAAGGCAAGUGAAGUUUUACCUACAAAAACAGUGGACACCACAGCGGAACAAACUUCCUUCAGAAUUCUUGAAGCCAAGAAAUCAGACAAAGGAAGGUACAAGGUCGUUUUACAAAACAAACACGGGAAAGCAGAGGCCUUCAUCAAUGUAGAUGUUAUCGAUGUUCCAGGACCAGUUCGCAAUUUAGAAGUGACAGAAACCUUCGACGGGGAAGUUGGCCUGGCUUGGGAAGAGCCAUUAACUGAUGGUGGGAGUAAAAUUAUUGGUUACGUGGUGGAAAGACGGGACAUCAAGCGGAAGACCUGGGUAUUGGUCACUGACCGGGCGGAGAGCUGUGAAUUUACCGUGACUGGACUACAGAAAGGUGGAGUCGAAUACCUUUUCCGUGUAAGCGCGAGGAACAGAGUUGGGACUGGUGAGCCAGUAGAAACAGAUAAUCCCGUAGAAGCAAGAAGCAAAUACGAUGUUCCAGGCCCUCCACUGAAUGUAGCCAUCACUGAUGUAAACAGGUUUGGAGUUUCACUUACCUGGGAGCCACCCGAAUAUGAUGGAGGCACUCCAAUUACAGGCUAUGUCAUUGAGUUACGCGACAAAACUUCAAUCAGAUGGGAUACCGCCAUGACAACAAGAGCCGAGGACCUGUCCGCGACUGUUACUGAUGUUGUAGAAGGAAAUGAGUACAGUUUCCGAGUCAGAGCACAAAACAGAAUUGGAGUUGGAAAACCAAGUGCAGCCACACCAUUCACGAAAGUCCGUGACCCAAUGGAGAGACCAAGUCCUCCCAUUAACCUCAAUUAUUCAGAACAGACUCAGUCCUCUGUCCAGCUUACUUGGGAACCUCCCCUGAAAGAUGGCGGGAGUCCAAUCCUGGGGUACAUUGUUGAAUACUGUGAAGAGGGAAAAGAUGAUUGGAUCCGUUGCAACAAGAAACUCAUUCCCAAACUCACUUACAAGGUUACUGGAUUGAAACAAGGAAAUAAAUAUAUGUACCGGGUCUCUGCAGAAAACCAAGUUGGUAUUUCUGACCCAACGGAUGUUCUUGGACCACUAAUGGCUGAUGACUCCUUUACUGAACCCACCAUGGAUUUAAGUGAAUUCAAGGAUGGCCUGGAAGUCAUUGUUCCAAACCCGAUCAAGAUCCUGGUUCCAAGCACUGGCUACCCCAGGCCCAAGGCCACCUGGUCUUUUGGUGAUCAAGUCUUGGAAGCCAGUGACCGUGUGAAAAUGAAGACCUUAUCUGCCUAUGCAGAACUUGUCAUCACUCCAAGUGAACGACCAGAUAAGGGCAUCUAUAUAUUACAAUUAGAAAAUCCCGUGGCAGCAAUUUCUGGAGAAAUCAGUGUUAAUGUCAUCGCUCGACCCAGUGCACCCAAGGAACUGAAAUUCAGCGAUAUCACCAGGGACUCGGUACAUUUGACCUGGGAACCACCAGAUGAUGAUGGAGGAAGUCCACUGACUGGAUACCUCAUUGAGAAACGAGAAGUCAGCCGUAAACUAUGGAACAAAGUUAUGGACUUAGUAACUGACCAAGAAUUCACAGUUCCUGAUCUCAUUCAAGGAAAAGAAUAUCUAUUUAAAGUCUGUGCCUGCAACAAAUGUGGCCCUGGGGAACCUGCUUAUACUGACGAACCUGUAAAUAUGUCAGCUCCAGCAACUGUUCCUGAUCCACCAGAGAAUGUCAGGUGGAGAGAUCCAACAGCAAAAAGCAUCUUCCUGACAUGGGAACCGCCAAAAUACGAUGGAGGGUCUCGCAUCAAAGGCUAUAUAGUGGAAAAAUGUCCACGGGGUUCUGAUAAAUGGGUAGCCUGCGGAGAGCCAGUGGCUGAAACCAAAAUGGAAGUGACAGGUCUUGAAGAAGGCAAGUGGUAUGCUUAUCGUGUGAAAGCUUUGAACAGGCUAGGAGCUAGCAAACCAAGCAAGCCGACGGAUGAAAUUCAGGCAGUGGACACAAAGGAGGCCCCAGAAAUUUUCCUAGAUGUGAAGCUGCUGGCUGGCCUCACUGUAAAAGCUGGAACGAAGAUCGAACUUCCCGCCACUGUGACUGGAAAACCUGAGCCCAAGAUCACCUGGACGAAGGCCGACGUCAUUCUGAAACCGGACAAAAGGCUCACCAUCGAAUCCGCUCCCAACAAAUCCACCGUGACUAUCGUCGAUAGCAAGAGGAGUGACACUGGCACCUACAUCAUCGAGGCUGUGAAUACCAGUGGACGAGCUACUGCUGUGGUGGAGGUCAAUGUGCUCGAUAAGCCAGGGCCUCCUGCGGCAUUUGAUAUCUCAGAAAUUACCAACGAAUCCUGUGUGCUCACAUGGAACCCUCCCCGGGAUGACGGUGGGUCUAAGAUCACAAACUACGUGCUGGAAAGAAGAGCAACCGACAGCGAAGUUUGGCACAAGUUAUCGUCCACUAUCAAAGAUACGAAAUACAAGGCGACCAAAUUAACACCGAACAAAGAGUAUGUCUUCAGAGUUGCUGCGGAAAAUAUGUAUGGGGUUGGGGAACCAGUGCAAGCGAGCCCAAUAAUCGCCAAGUUUUCUUUUGAUCCACCGGGAUCUCCUACAAAACUUGAACCUACUGACAUAACCAAAGAUUCAGUAACUCUAACAUGGUGUGAGCCAGAUGACGACGGUGGAAGCCCAAUCACCGGAUAUUGGAUUGAAAGAUUUGAUCCUGAGACUGAUAAAUGGGUCAAGUGCAAUAAGAUGCCAGUGAAGGAUACAACAUACAAAGUGAAAGGUCUCACCAAUAAAAAGAAGUACAAGUUCCGAGUGUUGGCAGAAAACCUUGCUGGACCCGGAAAACCCAGCAGAGCAACAGAACCGAUCUUAGUCAAGGAUCCAAUUGAUCCUCCAUGGCCCCCUGGCAAACCGACUGUAAAAGACGUCGGCAAGACAUCGCUGUUCUUGAAUUGGACCAAGCCAGAACACGACGGGGGGGCAAAGAUUGAAUCGUACGUCAUUGAACUGCUAAAAACUGGUACAGACGACUGGGUGAGAGUGGCUGAAGGUGUUCCCAAUACCGAACACUUCCUCAAAGGCCUCAUGGAAAGGCAAGAGUACUCCUUCCGGGUUAGAGCCGUGAACAAGGCUGGGGAGAGCGAACCUAGUGAACCGAGUGAUCCAGUGCUUUGCAAAGAGAGACUGUUUCCGCCAUCACCCCCUCGCUGGCUUGAGGUCAUUAACAUCACUAAGAACACAGCGGACCUCAAAUGGACAGUCCCCGAGAAAGAUGGGGGCUCCCCUAUCACCAACUACAUUGUGGAGAAGAGAGAUGUGAGGCGCAAAGGCUGGCAAACGGUCGAUACAACCGUUAAAGAUACUAAAUGCACCGUGACCCCACUGACCGAGGGAGCGCUAUAUGUAUUCCGGGUGGCUGCCGAAAAUGCCAUUGGACAGAGUGAUUAUUGUGAAAUUGGUGACUCGGUCCUUGCUAAAGAUACCUUCACUACCCCUGGACCACCCUAUGCCCUGGCGGUGGUUGAUGUGACCAAAAGACAUGUUGACCUGAAGUGGGAGGCACCUAAAAACGACGGUGGAAGACCGAUUCAGAGAUACGUUAUUGAGAAGAAAGAAAAACUGGGUACCCGCUGGGUGAAAGCCGGAAAGACGUCGGGUCCUGACUGUCAUUUCAGAGUAACUGAUGUAAUUGAAGGAACAGAGGUCCAGUUCCAGGUGCGGGCAGAAAAUGAAGCUGGAGUUGGCCACCCCAGUGAACCCACCGAAAUCCUUGCAAUUGAAGAUCCAACCAGUCCUCCUUCACCACCUCUUGACUUACACGUGACGGAUGCGGGCCGGAAACACAUUGCCAUUGCUUGGAAACCACCAGAGAAAAAUGGUGGUAGCCCUAUCAUCGGGUACCAUAUUGAAAUGUGCCCAGCAGGCACUGAAAAGUGGAUGCGGGUAAAUUCUCGUCCAGUGAAAGAUUUGAAAUUCAAAAUCGAAGAAGGCAUCAUUCCUGACAAGGAGUAUGUCCUGAGAGUGAGAGCUGUCAAUGCUAUCGGAGCCAGUGAGCCGUCAGAAAUUUCUGAGAACGUUGUUGCCAAGGACCCAGACUGCAAUCCAACGAUUGAUCUGGAGACUCAUGAUAUCAUUGUAAUUGAAGGUGAAAAAUUAAAUAUCCCCGUUCCCUUCAGAGCUGUCCCAUCACCAACUGUUUCUUGGCAUAAAGAUGGAAAAGAACUUAAGGCAAAUGACAGAAUAACAAUGAAGAGCGAGUACACCUCUGCUCUCCUUGAAGUGGCCAAGAGCGUCCACGCCGAUGCUGGCGUUUACACCAUUACCCUGGAAAACAAGCUUGGCUCAGCAACAGGCUCAAUCAACGUCAAAGUCAUAGGUCUGCCUGGCCCGUGCAAAGAUAUUAAAGCAAGUGAUAUAACGAAAAGUUCAUGUAAGUUAACCUGGGAACCUCCAGAAUAUGACGGUGGCACACCAAUUCUUCAUUACGUUCUGGAGCGUAGAGAAGCUGGUAGGAGAACGUACAUUCCAGUGAUGUCUGGAGAGAAUAAGCUGUCGUGGAAUGUGAAGGAUCUUAUACCAAAUGGUGAAUACUUCUUCCGCGUUAAGGCCGUAAACAAAAUUGGCGGUGGCGAAUACAUUGAACUGAAAAAUCCAGUCAUUGCCCAGGAUCCUAAGCAGCCCCCAGAUCCACCUGUUGAUCUUGAGGUCCAUAAUCCGACGGCAAAAUCAAUGACACUUACAUGGAAACCACCUCUGUACGAUGGAGGAAGCAAGAUAAUGGGUUAUAUCAUAGAAAAGAUAGCUAAAGGCGAAGACAAAUGGAAGAGAUGCAAUGACUUUUUGGUCCCUAUUUUGACCUACACGGUAAAAGGGCUUGAAGAAGGAAAGGAGUAUCAGUUCCGGGCCCGGGCAGAAAAUGCCGCAGGUAUAAGCGAGCCUUCUCGGGUCACUCCUCUAACAAAAGCUGCGGAUCCUAUAGAUGCUCCAAAAGUCAUCAUGAGGACUAGCCUUGAGGUGAGGAGAGGUGACGAAAUCGUACUUGAAGCAACAGUUUCGGGGUCACCCUAUCCGACUAUUACCUGGAUAAAGGAUGAAAAUGUGAUCACGCCAGAGGAGAUAAAGAAGAGACCCCCAACAGUUGUCAGGAGGAAAAAGGGUGAAGUCCAAGAAGAAGAACCAUUCCACCUCUCUCUGCCAGAACGUUUGAGCAUUGAUAACAGUAAACAAGGAGAAUCCCAGCUACAUGUUCGAGACUCGAUCCGGCCCGAUCAUGGCAUGUUCAUGAUUAAAGUGGAAAAUGACCACGGUGUUGCCAAGGCUCCUUGCACAGUCAGUGUGUUAGAUACCCCUGGGCCUCCGAUCAACUUCGUAUUUGAAGAUGUGCGGAAGAAUUCUGUCACCUGUAAAUGGGAACCACCGCUAGAUGAUGGUGGCAGUGAAAUCAUCAACUAUACUUUGGAAAAGAAGGACAAAACCAAAUCAGACGCAGAUUGGAUUGUUGUCACAUCCACCCUUAGGCACUGCAAAUACUCUGUGCCGAAGCUGAUUGAGGGGAAGGAGUACCUGUUCCGUGUGAAAGCUGAAAACAAAUUUGGACCGGGGCCACCCUGUGUUUCCAAGCCGCUCUUAGCUAAAGAUCCAUUUGAACCACCCGAUGCCCCCGAUAAGCCCUUAGUGGAAGAUGUAACCAGCAACAGCAUGCUGGUUAAAUGGAAUGAACCUAAGGACAAUGGAAGCCCAAUAUUGGGCUACUGGCUUGAAAAGCGGGAGAUUAACAGCACCCAUUGGUCUCGAGUCAACAGAACCCUUGUGAAUGCUUUGAAAACCAAAGUGGACGGACUUUUGGAAGGACUCACCUACGUCUUCAGAGUGUGUGCUGAAAAUGCAGCUGGCCCUGGGAAGUUCAGCCCACCCUCCGAUCCCAAAACCGCACAGGAUCAGAUCUCUCCACCCGGGCCUCCGGUCCCAAGAGUGGCUGACACGAGCUCAACCACGAUUGAAUUGGAAUGGGAGCCCCCAGCUUACAAUGGCGGCGGGGAAAUCAUUGGCUAUUUCGUCGACAAACAGUUGGUUGGCACAAAUGAGUGGUCCCGCUGCACGGAGAAGAUGGUUAAACCUCGUCAGUAUACUGUCAAAGAAAUCCGAGAAGGGGCUGAUUACAAACUGCGUGUGAGCGCGGUCAAUGCAGCAGGAGAAGGGCCUCCCGGAGAAACAGAGCCCGUCACCGUGGCGGAACCUCAAGAGCCCCCAAUGGUCGAACUGGAUGCCUCCGUCAAGAGUGGAAUUCAGAUCAUGGCUGGGCAGACUCUGAAAAUUCCAGCAGUGGUCACCGGACGUCCCGUUCCCACAAGGGUGUGGACGGUGGAAGAAGGGGAGCUAGACAAGGAACGGGUUGCUAUAGAAAACGUGGGCACUAAAUCCGAGCUAGUCAUCAAGAAUGCCUUGAGAAAAGACCACGGCAGAUAUAUCAUCACUGCCACCAACAGCGGAGGUUCCAAAUUCGCUGCUUGCCGGGUAGAGGUUUUUGAUGUCCCGGGCCCAGUUCUUGACCUAAAACCUGUUGUGACAAACAGAAAGAUGUGUCUGCUUAACUGGUCCGAUCCAGCAGAUGAUGGAGGAAGUGAAAUCACAGGCUUCCUUAUAGAACGGAAAGAUGCUAAAAUGCACACAUGGAGGCAGCCAAUAGAUACCGAUAGGUCGAAAUGUGACAUCACGGGACUCCUGGAAGGCCAGGAAUAUAAGUUCCGGGUUUUUGCUAAGAACAAGUUUGGCUGCGGUCCACCUGUCGAAAUAGGACCGAUUCUUGCAGUUGAUCCACUAGGUCCUCCGACAUCCCCAGAGCGGCUCACGUACACAGAAAGGACAAAGUCGAGCAUCACUCUGGAUUGGAAAGCUCCUCGCAGCGAUGGAGGCAGCCCGAUUCAAGGAUAUAUCAUUGAAAAGAGACGACAUGACCAGCCCAAUUUUGAAAUAGUCAAUAAGAAACUGUGCCCAACUACAACGUUCCCGGUAGAAGGCCUGGACGAACACCAAAUGUAUGAAUUCCGGGUCAAGGCUGUGAACGGAAUUGGUGAAAGCGAACCAUCGCUGCCUCUCAACGUGGUUAUACAGGAUGACGAAGUUCCCCCAACUAUUAAAUUGCGGCUCACCGUGAGAGGAGAUACCAUCAAAGUGAAGGCAGGGGAGCCCGUUAACAUUCCAGCAGACGUGACUGGUCUUCCAAUGCCCAAGAUCGAGUGGUCCAAGGACGAUACUGUGAUUGAAAAACCAACCGAUGCCCUUAAGAUUUCCAAGGAGGAGUUAUCCAGAAGCGAAGCGAAAACCGAGCUGAGCAUCCCAAAAUCCGUCCGGCAAGACAAAGGCACUUAUACGGUUACUGCCUCCAAUCGUCUUGGCACUGUGUUUCGCAACGUUCACGUCGAGGUCUACGACCGUCCUUCCCCUCCAAGAAACCUUGCUGUUGUCGACAUUAAAGCUGAAUCUUGCUACCUGACCUGGGAUGCCCCUCUAGAUAACGGGGGCAGUGAAAUCACCCACUACGUCAUUGACAAACGGGAUGCAAGUAGAAAGAAAACUGAAUGGGAGGAGGUCACCAAUACUGCUGUGGAAAGGCGUUAUGGGAUUUGGAAACUUAUCCCAAAUGGCCAGUACGAGUUCAGAGUCAGAGCAGUGAACAAGUAUGGAACCAGCGAUGAAUGCAAAUCUGACAAAGUGGUGAUUCAGGAUCCGUAUCGCCCUCCCGGGCCUCCAGGAAAACCAAAGGUUCUAGACCGGACGAAAUCAUCGAUGCUGGUGACGUGGACUCCUCCUCUGGACAACGGCGGAUCUCCGAUCACGGGCUAUUGGCUGGAGAAGAGAGAGGUGGGAGGUCCCUACUGGUCUCGUGUUAGCCGAGCCCCAAUUACGAAAAUUGGAACCAAAGGCCUGGAGUUCAACGUUCCCCGGUUAAUUGAAGGGGUGCAAUACCAGUUCAGAGCCAUGGCCAUAAACGCAGCUGGAGUCGGCCCUCCUAGUGAACCAUCAGAUCCCGCUGAAGCAGCAGAUCCUAAAUUCCCACCUGGAGCCCCAUCAACCCCAGAAGUCAAAGACAGAACCAAGUCAUCGAUAACUCUAGCGUGGAAACCUCCCGCAAAGGAUGGUGGGAGCCCAAUCAAAGGGUAUAUCGUUGAAAUGCAAGAAGAAGGUACAUCUGACUGGAAGACAGUCAAUCCGGACAAACUCCUGCCUACCUGUGAAUGUGUGGUACCUAAUUUAAAAGAACUCCAAAAAUACAGAUUUCGCGUGAAAGCCGUGAAUGAUGCAGGGGAAUCUGAACCAAGUGGCACCACAGCAGAGAUACCUGCUACUGAUAUUCAAGAGGAACCAGAAGUUUUCAUCGACAUCGGUGCUCAGGAUAGCCUGGUAUGCCGUGCCGGUUCACAAAUUAGGAUUCCAGCUGUCAUCAAGGGACGCCCAACUCCAAAGACAUCUUGGGAAUUUGAUGGCAAAGCCAAGAAGGCAGUUAAGGAGGGAGUUCACGAUAUUCCUGAAGAUGCACAGUUGGAAACAGCUAAGGAAUCUUCAGUAAUCGUUAUUCCUGAGUGUAACCGAGGCCACACAGGAAGAUAUAGUAUUACAGCAAAGAACAAAGCAGGACAGAAAACCGCCCACUGUAGAGUUAAAGUCAUGGAUGUCCCAGGGCCCCCCAAAGAUCUGAAAGUCAGUGACAUUACAAGGGGCAGCUGCAAACUUUCCUGGAAGAUGCCCGAUGAUGACGGUGGAGACAGAAUCAAAGGCUACGUCAUAGAGAAAAAGACCAUCGAUGGCAAAGCAUGGACGAAAGUCAAUCCGAACUGUGGAAGCACCUCAUUUGUAGUCCCUGAUCUCAUUGCUGAGCAAGAGUAUUUCUUCCGAGUACGGGCAGAAAACCGUUUCGGUGUUGGUGCUCCGGCAGAAACAAUUCAGCGGACCACGGCGAGAGAUGCAAUAUUUCCUCCUGAUCCACCCAUUAAGCUCAAGAUUGGUCUUAUCACUAAGGACACCGUCAGUCUGACUUGGAAACCGCCAAAGAAUGAUGGCGGGUCCCCAGUUACACAUUACAUUGUUGAACGCCUAGCCUGGGAUCCUACUGGGAAAACAAAGGAGGCAUGGAAACAGUGCAAUAAGAGGGAUGUGGAAGAAACCAAGUUUACUGUGGAGGACCUUACAGAAGGCGGAGAAUAUGAAUUUAGAGUCAAGGCUGUCAAUGCAGCAGGCGUCAGCAAACCUUCAGCUCCUGUUGGCCCGGUCAUUGUAAAAGAUCAAACAUGUCCACCAUCCAUUGAUCUUAAAGAGUUUAUGGAGGUUGAACAAGGAACAGAUGUUAACAUUGUGGCCAAAGUUAAAGGGGUGCCUUUCCCUACGCUGACCUGGUUCAAAGCUCCACCAAAGAAGCCCGAUGACAAAACACCAGUUGUCUAUGACCAACACGUCAACAAAGUGGUGGUUGACGAUACUUGCACCUUAGUGAUACCACAGUCCCGGAGAAGUGACACUGGCUUGUACACCUUGUUGGCUGAAAACAACUUGGGAACUGCUUCCAAGGAGAUGAGACUGAAUGUUCUUGGCCGUCCAGGACCUCCAGUGGGACCCAUCAAAUUUGAAUCCGUUUCAGCCGAUCAAAUGACCUUAUCUUGGCUUCCUCCUAAAGAUGAUGGGGGAUCUAAGAUUACAAACUAUGUCAUUGAGAAACGAGAGGCCAACCGAAAAACGUGGGUGCGCGUCUCCAGUGAACCUAAAGAAUGCAUCUACACAGUACCCAAAUUGUUGGAAGGCCAUGAAUAUGUGUUCCGUAUCAUGGCACAAAAUAAAUAUGGCAUUGGGGAACCGCUUGACAGUGAACCCGAAACAGCCAGAAAUCUUUUCUCUGUUCCCGGGGCACCGGACAAACCAACGGUGAGCAGCGUGACCCGGGACUCCAUGACCGUCAACUGGGAAGAGCCAGAGUAUGAUGGCGGCUCCCCUGUGACGGGGUACUGGCUGGAGAUGAAGGACACCACCGGAAAGAGAUGGAAGAGAGUCAACCGGGACCCUAUCAAGGCUAUGACAUUGGGUGUCUCUUACAAAGUGACAGGCCUUAUCGAGGGUUACGACUAUCAGUUCCGCGUCUACGCCAUCAACGCAGCUGGGGUUGGCCCCGCCAGCCCUCCAUCUGACCCUGUGACGGCUAGAGAUCCAAUUGCCCCACCAGGUCCUCCCUUCCCCAAAGUUACCGACUGGACAAAAUCUACUGUGGAUCUGGAAUGGACUCCCCCUCUAAAGGACGGUGGGUCCAAAGUAACCGGGUACAUCGUCGAGUACAAAGAAGAAGGAAAGGAAGAAUGGGAAAAGGCAAAAGAUAAAGAAGUGAGAGGAACAAAACUUGUAAUACCAGAAUUAAAAGAAGGUGCAUUCUACAGAUUUAGAGUUAGAGCAAUUAACAUUGCUGGCAUUGGAGAACCUGGAGAAGCUACUGAAGUUAUUGAAAUGAAGGACAGAAUUGUUGCUCCUGACCUUCUUCUGGAUGCCAGCGUCAAGGACAGAAUUGUGGUCCAUGCUGGCGGAGUGAUCCGGAUCAUAGCUUAUGUUUCAGGAAAGCCAACUCCAACAGUCACUUGGAGCAUGAAUGAAAGAGCUCUACCAGAAGAAGCCAAAAUUGAAGAAACAGCGAUCAGUUCAUCUAUGGUCAUUAAGAACUGCAAGAGAAGUCAUCAAGGGGUCUAUUCUCUUGUUGCUAAAAAUGCAGCGGGAGAAAGGAAGAAGACAAUAAUUGUGGACGUAUUAGACGUACCUGGACCGGUUGGUAUUCCCUUCCUUUCGGAGAAUCUAACUAAUGAUUCCUGCAAGCUGACAUGGUUUUCUCCGGAAGAUGAUGGUGGAUCUCCGAUCACUAAUUAUGUCGUUGAAAAGCGCGAAGCUGACCGAAAGGCGUGGACACCAGUAUCGUACACGGUCACGAGACAGAACGCUACGGUCCAGGGUCUAAUACAAGGCAAAGCAUACUUUUUCCGCGUUGCAGCUGAAAACAGCAUUGGCAUGGGCCCGUUCGUCGAGACUCUGAAUGAGCUCGUCAUCAGAGAUCCAAUAACUGUUCCUGAGCGUCCAGAAGAUCUGGAAGUCAAAGAAGUUACCAAAAGCUCUGUUUCUUUGACCUGGAACCCGCCCAAAUAUGAUGGAGGAUCAGAAAUCAUUAACUAUGUACUAGAAAGCCGUCUCAUCGGAAGCGAUAAGUUCCACAAAGUUACAAAGGAUAACUUGCUUAGCAGAAAAUACACUGUGAAAGGCUUGAAAGAAGGAGACACUUAUGAGUUCCGUGUAAGCGCAGUCAAUAUCGUCGGGCAAGGCAAGCCCUCGUUUUGCACCAACCCAAUCACCUGCAAGGAUGAACUCGCUCCUCCAACGCUGGAACUGGACUUCAGGGAUAAGCUUAUAGUUCGAGUUGGUGAAGCUUUUGCCCUAACCGGCCGUUACUCAGGCAAACCCAAACCCAAGGUUACUUGGUCGAAAGAUGAGGCCGAUGUGUUGGAAGACGAACGGACAGAAAUUAAAACCACUCCAGCAACGCUGUCUCUUACCAAAGUCAAAGCCAAACGUGGAGACUCUGGCAAAUACUGUGUAGUGGUGGAAAAUAGUACAGGAUCUAGGAAAGGUGUCUGCCAAGUUACCGUUGUUGACCGUCCUGGACCUCCAGUUGGACCUGUUAUUUUUGAUGAAGUACACAAAGAUCACAUGAUUAUCUCCUGGAAACCUCCCCUGGAUGACGGAGGCAGCGAAAUUACCAAUUAUAUCAUUGAGAAGAAAGACAUGAGUAGAGACGUCUGGAUGCCGGUAUCAUCUGCCAGUGCCAAUACAACAUGCAAAGUGCCCAAACUGCUUGAAGGAAAGGACUACCUCAUUCGCAUCUAUGCUGAAAAUCUUUAUGGCAUAAGUGAUCCCCUCGUAUCUGAUGCGAUGAAAGCCAAGGAUCGCUUCAGUGUUCCCGCUGCACCUGAUCAACCUAUUAUCACAGAAGUUACCAAAGACUCUGCCUUGGUGAACUGGAACAAACCGUAUGACGGGGGCAAGCCUAUCACCACUUACAUUGUAGAAAAGAAGGAGACUAAAUCUAAGCAAUGGGUUAGAGUCUCCAGGGAGCCUAUUCAUCCAAACACCAAAUUCAGGGUACCAGAUCUCCUGGAAGGAUGUCAAUAUGAAUUCCGAGUCUCGGCCGAAAAUGAAAUUGGGGUCGGUGACCCAAGUCCACCAUCCAAGCCAGUGUUCGCCAGAGAUCCGAUCAGUAAACCCAGCCCUCCUAUCAAUCCUGAAGCCAUCGAUACAACUAAAAAUUCGGUUGAUUUAACUUGGCAACCACCACGUCACGAUGGCAAGAGCAAGAUUCUGGGGUACAUUGUGGAGUACCAGAAAGUUGGAGAUGAAGGGUGGAAAAGGGCCAACCACACUCCUGAAUCGUGCCCUGAUACUAAAUACAAAGUCACUGGCCUUAGGGAUGGACAGUCCUAUAAAUUCCGAGUGAUGGCGGUCAACGCAGCAGGGGAAUCAGACCCGGCUAAUGUGCCUGAACCAGUUCUCGUAAGGGACAGACUUGAACCUCCUGAGUUAAUACUUGAUGCUAAUAUGGCAAGAGAACAACACAUAAAGGUCGGCGAUACCUUAAGGCUUAGUGCCAUCAUCAAAGGCGUUCCAUUCCCAAAAGUAACUUGGAAAAAAGAGGAAAGAGAAGUCCCAACUCGAGCAGACAUUGAGGUCACCCCUGUUGGUAGUAAACUCGAGAUUCGUAAUUCCGUCCACGAGGAUGGUGGGAUUUAUUCAUUGACGGUUGAGAACCCAGCCGGCUCAAAGACUGUUUCAGUAAAAGUUGUCGUAUUAGAUAAACCUGGGCCACCUAGAGACCUGGAAGUCAGUGAGAUCCGAAAAGAUUCUUGCUACCUCACUUGGAAAGAGCCACUGGAUGAUGGUGGGUCAGUUAUUACAAACUAUGUGGUAGAAAGAAGAGAUGUUGCAAGUGCCCAGUGGUUACCUCUUUCAACUACAUCCAAGAAAAAGAGCCACAUGGCUAAACAUCUCACAGAAGGCAAUCAGUAUCUCUUCCGUGUGGCUGCAGAGAACCAGUAUGGUCGUGGUCCAUUUGUUGAAACACCUAAACCCAUCAAGGCUAUAGAUCCUCUCCAUCCCCCAGGACCGCCUAAGGAUUUGCAUCAUGUGGAUGUUGACAAGACAGAAGUUUCCCUGGUUUGGAAUAAGCCGGAUCGUGAUGGUGGGUCUCCAAUCACAGGCUACCUGGUGGAAUAUCAAGAAGACGGCACCCAGGAUUGGAUUAAGUUCAAGACAGUCACUGACUUAAACUGUGUGGUGACUGGUCUCACACAGGGAAAGGUUUACAGAUUCCGAGUAAAAGCUCAGAACAUUGUGGGGCUUGGGCUCCCGGACACAACUAUUCCAAUAGAGUGUCAAGAAAAACUAGUACCUCCUUUUGUAGAAAUAGACGUGAAAUUAAUCGAAGGCCUGGUGGUGAAAGCUGGUAGCACCGUAAGAUUCCCUGCCAUCAUAAGAGGCGUGCCUGUUCCCACUGCGAAAUGGACAACCGACGGGAGUGAAAUUACAACCGAAGGAAACUACACCGUGGAAACUGACAGCUACUCAUCAGUACUCACUAUUAAAAACUGUGUCAGGAGAGACACAGGGGAAUAUCAAAUUACCGCCUCCAACGCAGCCGGCAGCAAAACCGUGGCCGCCCAUCUUACAGUCUUGGAUGUGCCUGGUCCCCCAACUGGUCCCAUUAACAUACUUGACAUAACCCCUGAUUACAUGGUUAUCUCCUGGCUACCACCCAAGGAUGAUGGUGGAUCACCCGUGAUCAACUACAUUGUUGAGAAAAAGGAAUCCAAGAAAGACACUUGGGGCGUCGUCUCUACAGGAAGCAGUAAGACGAAGCUUAAGAUCCCCCAUCUACAAAAAGGCUGCGAAUACAUCUUCCGAGUUCGAGCAGAAAAUAAGAUGGGCAUCGGUGCGCCCCUCGACUCUACGCCUACUGUUGCUAAACAUAAGUUCAACCCCCCAUCUCCACCUGGCAAACCAGUGGUGACGGACAUCACCGAAAGUGCUGCAACGGUGUCUUGGACCCUGCCAAAAUCUGACGGUGGCAGCCCGAUAACCGGCUACUACAUCGAGCGUCGAGAACUGACCGGGAAAUGGGUGCGCGUCAACAAGACACCGGUGGCUGACCUGAAAUUCAGAGUAACCGGACUCUACGAGGGAAAUACGUAUGAAUUCCGGGUAUUUGCCGAAAACCUCGCCGGCCUAAGCAAUCCGUCGCCAAGUUCUGACCCGAUAAAAGCCUGCCGGCCCUUAAAACCACCUGGUCCGCCCAUCAAUCCCAAACUGAAAGACAAGACCAAAGAGACAGCCGAUCUAGUGUGGACAAAGCCACUCAGUGAUGGCGGCAGCCCUAUCCUGGGCUAUAUUGUGGAAUGCCAGAAACCUGGAAAGGCACAGUGGGAGAGAAUUAAUAAAGAUGAGCUCAUCAGGCAGUGCGCUUACAGGGUACCGGGCCUUAUUGAAGGCAAUGAGUAUCGAUUCCGCAUCAAAGCGGCGAACAUCGUCGGGGAGGGAGAGCCCAGAGAGCUCCCAGAAUCUGUGCUCGCCAAAGACAUUCUCCAUCCCCCGGAAGUCGAACUCGACGUGACCUGCCGGGACGUGAUCACGGUCCGCGUAGGCCAGAACAUCCGCAUCACCGCUCGAGUGAAAGGCAGGCCGGAACCAGACAUCACGUGGACCAAGGAAGGCAAAGUACUGGUCAAAGAAAAACGUGUUGACCUGAUUAAGGAAUUACCGCUCACCGAGUUGCUCAUUAAAGAAGCCGUGAGGACCGAUCACGGCAAAUACAUCAUUUCGGCAAAGAACAGCAGUGGACAUGCACAGGGCACGGCCGUCGUUAAUGUCCUCGACAGACCAGGGCCCUGCCAGAAUUUGAAGGUUACCAAUGUGACCAAGGAGAAUUGUACAGUUUCCUGGGAAAACCCACUAGAUAAUGGUGGUUCUGAAAUCACCAAUUUUAUAGUAGAAUAUCGUAAACCGAACCAAAGAGGGUGGUCCAUUGUCUCCUCGGAUGUCACUAAACGAUUAAUCAAAGCCAACCUCUUAGCCAACAAUGAAUACUUCUUCCGCGUUUGCGCAGAGAACAAAGUUGGAGUAGGGCCGACGGUUGAAACAAAAACACCAGUUCUGGCUAUUAACCCGAUCGACAGGCCCGGGGAGCCUGAAAACCUGCAUAUUGCUGAAAAAGGCAAAACAUUCGUCCACCUGAAGUGGAGGAGACCAGAUUAUGAUGGUGGCAGCCCCAAUUUAUCUUACCACGUCGAGAGGCGACUGAAAGGCUCAGAUGAGUGGGAGAGAGUCCACAAGGGCAGUAUUAAAGAAACCCACUACAUGGUUGACAAGUGUAUGGAAAACCAGAUUUACCAGUUCAGAGUUCAGACAAAGAAUGAAGGAGGGGAAAGUGAUUGGGUAACAACAGAGGAAGUUGUUGUGAAGGAAGACUUACAGAAACCAGUGCUUGAGCUGAAACUAGCCGGAGUAUUGACCGUGAAGGCCGGAGAAACGAUUAGGCUGGAAGCCGGAGUUAGAGGAAAACCGUUUCCAGAAGUCUCAUGGACCAAGGACAAAGAUGCGACAGAUAUAACCCGAUCUCCCAGGGCCCAAAUCGACACAAGUUCUGAGUCAUCUAAGUUUAGCCUCACCAAAGCAAAGCGAAGUGACGGCGGCAAAUAUGUGGUUACGGCAACUAACACGGCUGGCAGUUUCACCGCCUAUGCUACCGUGAAUGUUUUGGACAAACCCGGGCCCGUAAGGAAUCUGAAGAUCUCGGACAUCUCGAGCGACAGGUGUAAAAUCCACUGGGACCCUCCUGAAGACGAUGGCGGCUGUGAGAUUCAAAAUUACAUUUUAGAAAAGUGUGAGAGCAAACGCAUGGUUUGGUCAACCUACUCCGCUGCCGUUCUAACACCCAGUGCAACUGUCACCCACCUCAUAGAAGGAAAUGAAUAUAUUUUCAGAGUCCGGGCAGAGAACAAGAUAGGGACUGGCCCUCCCACAGAGAGCAAGCCGAUGGUUGCUAAAACCAAGUUCAGUUGUCCGGGCCGUCCAGAUCCACCUGAAGUAACGAAGGUGGGCAAAGAGGAGAUGACUGUGGUGUGGAACCCGCCGGAAUAUGAUGGUGGCAAGUCUAUCACGGGUUACAUUCUGGAGAAAAAGGAAAAACACGCGAUACGAUGGGUUCCUGUCACAAAAACCGCAAUUCCAGAAAGACGUAUGAAAGUUCAAAAUCUCAUCCCGGGGCAUGAAUACCAGUUCCGGGUCAAGGCCGAAAAUGAAAUCGGAGUAGGAGAACCCAGUUUUCCAUCCAGACCGGUAGUGGCGAAAGACCCAAUAGAACCCCCUGGUCCUCCAACCAACCUGAGGGUCGUUGAUACCACCAAGAGUUCCAUUACUCUCAAAUGGGGGAAACCAGUCUAUGAUGGUGGGGCUCCAAUAAUUGGGUACGUUGUGGAAAUGCGGCCCAAAAGGGAAGAUGCAUCUCCUGAUGAAGGCUGGAAGAGGUGCAGUGCUGCGGCACAACUUAUUCAUCCGGAAUUUACGGCCACCAGCUUGGAGGAAAAACAAGAAUAUGAGUUCAGAGUUUGCGCCCAAAACCAAGUGGGCAUUGGACGCCCUGCGGAACUGAAGGAUGCCAUUUCUCCCAAAGAAAUACUUGAACCCCCAGAGAUCGACUUGGAUGCCAGUAUGAGAAAGCUGGUCACCGUCAGAGCAGGGUGCCCCAUUAGACUUUUUGCUAUUGUGAGAGGGCGGCCAGCACCCAAAGUUACUUGGCGGAGAGUGGGGGUGGAUAACGUGAUCAGGAAGGGACAAGUCGAUUUGGUCGACACCAUGGCCUUCCUCGUCAUCCCGAAUUCUACCAGAGACGACUCGGGCAAAUAUUCCUUGACACUGGUGAACCCGGCUGGAGAAAAGGCUGUCUUUGUGAAUGUCAGAGUCCUUGACACUCCUGGACCUGUAGCUGAUUUAAAAGUUUCAGAUGUCACCAAAACUUCAUGCCACGUUUCUUGGGCACCUCCUGAAAAUGACGGUGGAAGCCAAGUAACUCAUUAUAUUGUGGAGAAACGUGAAGCUGACAGAAAAACGUGGUCAACAGUUGCUUCAGAAGUCAAGAAAACCAGUUUCCAAGUAACCAAUCUUGUCCCCGGAAACGAAUAUUUCUUCAGAGUAACUGCAGUCAAUGAAUACGGUCCUGGUGUUCCCACUGACAUUCAGAAACCAAUCCUGGCUUCAGAUCCAUUAAGUGAGCCUGAUCCACCAAGGAAACUGGAAGUAACUGAAAUGACGAAAAACAGCGCCGCACUAGCUUGGCUGCCUCCGCUGAGGGAUGGAGGUUCCAAAAUUGAUGGCUAUAUCAUUAGCUAUAGAGAAGAGGAACAGCCCGCAGAUCGCUGGACGGAAUACUCCGUUGUGAAAGACCUCACCCUUCUUGUCGCCGGCCUGAAGGAAGGGAAGAAAUAUAAAUUUAGAGUGGUGGCCAGAAAUGCCGUUGGAGUGAGUCUGCCAAGAGAAACUGAAGGAGUGUAUGAAGCAAAAGAACAGUUGUUGCCACCCAAGAUCCUCAUGCCAGAGCAAGUUACCAUCAAAGCUGGGAAGAAACUGAGAAUCGAAGCCUACGUAUAUGGAAAGCCCAAUCCCAUCUGCAAGUGGAAGAAAGGAGAUGAAGAUGUGGUUACAUCCAGCCACCUGGCAGUGCACAAGACAGAUAACUCUGCAGUCCUCAUCCUGAAAGAUGUUAGCAGGAAAGACAGCGGUUACUACAGCCUCACUGCGGAAAACAGUUCUGGUGUAGAUACUCAGAAAACUAAAGUGAUAGUCAUGGAUGCCCCAGGCCCACCGCAGCCGCCCUUUGCAAUCACGGACAUUGAUGCUGAUGCCUGCUCACUCUCCUGGCACAUACCCCUCGAGGACGGGGGCAGCAGCAUUACCAAUUACGUGGUGGAGAAGUGCGAUGUCAGCCGAGGAGACUGGGUGACAGCCCUCGCUUCAGUCACAAAAACAUCCUGCCGGGUUGGAAAACUCAUCCCGGGACAAGAGUACAUAUUCCGGGUCCGGGCGGAAAACCGUUUUGGCAUUUCGGAGCCUCUGAACUCUGAUAAAAUGCUGGCCAAGUUCCCAUUCGAUGUUCCCAGUGAACCCAAAAAUGCCAGGGUCACCAAAGUCAACAAAGACUGCAUUUUUGUGGCCUGGGACAAGCCAGAUAGUGACGGCGGUAGCCCCAUUACCGGUUAUCUCAUUGAACGCAAGGAAAGGAACAGUCUGCUGUGGGUGAAGGCUAACGACACUCUUGUCCGUUCCAUGGAAUAUCCUUGUGCUGGCCUCAUAGAAGGCCUAGAUUACACCUUCAGAAUCUAUGCCCUGAACCGAGCCGGAGCCAGCUUGCCCAGCAAGCCGACGGAAUACGUGACGGCGAGAAUGCCGAUCGAUCCUCCUGGAAAGCCGGAAGUUAUCGACGUUACCAAGAAUUCAGUAUCGCUCGUCUGGGCCCGACCAAAGCACGAUGGUGGCAGCAAAAUUAUCGGCUAUUACGUCGAAGCCUGCAAGCUCCCUGGUGACAAGUGGGUACGCUGCAACUCCAUACCUCAUCAGAUCCCACAGGAGGAGUAUACGGCCACUGGUUUGGAAGAGAAUGCCCAGUAUCAAUUUAGAGCAAUUGCCAAGACCGCAGUAAACAUCAGCAUGCCUUCCGAACCCUCCGACCCAGUGACCGUUAUUGCCGAAAAUGUUCCUCCCCGGAUAGAACUGAGCGUGGCCAUGAAGUCAUUACUUACUGUAAAAGCUGGAAGCAAUGUUUGCCUGGAUGCUACCGUGUUUGGUAAACCUGUGCCGACCACUUCUUGGAAGAAGGAAGAAACAGUCCUAACGCCAGCUGAAGGCAUAAAGAUGACCACGAAGCGGAACCUGUGCACUUUGGAGCUGUUCAGCGUGAACAGAAAAGAGACGGGAGAUUACACAAUUACUGCUGAAAAUGCAAGCGGUUCCAAGUCAGCUACCAUUAAGCUUAAAGUAUUGGACAAACCCGGUCCUCCAGCUUCUGUAAAAAUCAACCGCAUGUACUCCGAUCGGGCCAUGCUUUCCUGGGAGCCACCUCUUGAAGACGGCGGCUCGGAAAUUACCAACUACAUUGUAGACAAGCGGGAAACGAGCAGGCCCAACUGGGCCCAGGUCUCUGCAACUGUGCCAAUCACAAGCUGCACGGUGGAGAAACUGAUAGAAGGCCAUGAAUACCAGUUCCGGAUCUGUGCUGAAAAUAAGUACGGCAUCGGCGACCCCAUCUUGACUGAACCGGUCGUCGCUAAAAACCCCUUUGAUGUGCCCGGGCGCUGCGAUCCUCCAGUCAUUAGCAACAUUACCAAAGAUCACAUGACAGUGAGCUGGAAACCACCGGCCGACGACGGCGGCUCGCCCAUCACCGGCUAUUUGCUUGAGAAGCGGGAAACCCAAGCUGUCAACUGGACCAAGGUCAACCGGAAGCCUGUCAUCGAGAGAACGGUGAAGGCCACUGGACUCCAGGAAGGCACCGAGUACGAGUUUCGAGUUACAGCCCUGAAUAAGGCUGGACCUGGCAAACCUAGCGACGCAUCCAAGGCAGUGUAUGCCCGUGACCCUCAGUAUCCUCCGGGUCCACCUGCUUUCCCCAAGGUGGUGGACACAACCCGCAGCUCUGUAAGUCUGUCUUGGGGUAAACCAGCAUAUGACGGUGGCAGCCCCAUCAUUGGCUAUCUGGUGGAAGCCAAGAGAACUGACUCCGAUAACUGGGUGAGGUGCAACUUGCCAAAGAACCUGCAGAAAACUCGCUUCGAUGUGACUGGGCUGAUGGAGAACACAGAAUAUCAGUUCCGGGUCUAUGCUGUCAAUAAGAUUGGUUACAGUGACCCCAGUGAUGUGCCUGACAAACAUUUUGCCAAGGACAUUCUGAUUCCACCCGAGGGAGAUCUGGAUGCCGAUCUGAGAAAGACCCUCAUUCUCCGAGCGGGAGUGACCAUGAGACUUUACGUACCCGUGCGAGGACGCCCUCCCCCCAGGAUUACCUGGUCCAAGCAGAACGCCAACCUGAGAGAAAGGAUCGGUCUUGACAUCAAGUCAACAGAUUUUGAUACUUUCCUACGCUGUGAAAAUGUCAACAAAUACGAUGCUGGAAAAUAUGUCUUGAAACUAGAGAACAGCUGUGGUAAAAAGGAAUAUACCAUUGUUGUUAAAGUACUUGACACGCCAGGGCCACCAGUCAACGUGACCGUUAAGGAAGUAUGCAAAGAUUCAGCUCAUGUUACAUGGGACCCUCCCAUCAUUGAUGGUGGCAGCCCUAUCAUCAAUUACAUUGUCGAAAAGCGGGAUGCAGAGAGAAAGUCAUGGUCCACGGUGACAACUGAGUGUCCCAAAACAAGUUUCAGAGUCCCUAAUCUAGAGGAAGGAAAAUCCUAUUUCUUCCGAAUUUUUGCUGAAAACGAGUAUGGCAUUGGAGACCCCGGAGAGACACGUGAUGCGGUGAAAGCCUCUGAAACCCCUGGUCCAGUGGUGGACCUGAAGAUUUUGUCCGUAACGAAAUCAUCGUGUAACCUUGGAUGGAAGAAGCCUCGUAGUGAUGGGGGAAGUCGAAUUACUGGUUACGUAGUGGACUUCCUGACAGAAGAAAAUAAAUGGCAACAGGUCAUGCGAUCACCGAACCUCCAGUUCUCUAUGAAAGAUCUGAAAGAAGACAAGGAGUACACUUUCAGAGUGAGAGCCGAGAAUGAGAACGGAGAGGGAACCCCAAGCGAAAUCAUCGUUGUAGCAAAGGAUGAUGUCGUGGCUCCUGACCUUGAUUUAAGAGACCUACCUGAUUUGUGCUACUUGGCUAAAGAAAACAGUAACUUCCGUCUCAAGAUUCCAAUAAAAGGCAAGCCAACACCUGCAGUAACUUGGAAAAAAGGAGAAGACCCGCUGCUAGCUGACAAGAGAAUCGGUGUUGAGUCUACGGCCGUUAACACUACUCUCGUGGUGCAUGACUGCCAAAAAUCUGAUGCCGGCAAGUACACAAUCUCGUUGAAAAACGUUGCUGGCAGUAAGGAAGGAACCCUAACCAUAAAAGUGGUUGGGAAGCCAGGCAUACCUACUGGGCCAAUCAAAUUUGACGACGUCACAGCAGAAGCCAUGACCUUAAAAUGGGGCCCUCCAAAGGACGACGGAGGCUCUGAAAUCACCAACUACAUCCUAGAGAAGAGAGACAACGUCAACAACAAGUGGGUGACAUGUGCCUCAGCUGUCCAGAAAACAACCUUCCGGGUUACGAGACUGCAUGAGGGGCUGGAGUACACCUUCCGAGUCAGUGCUGAAAACAGAUACGGAGUAGGCGAGGGCCUUAAAUCCGAGCCUAUGGUCGCCAAGCAUCCAUUUGAUGUACCAGAUGCCCCUCCGCCCCCGAAUAUCGUUGGUGUCAGUAAGGAUGCUGUGUCUCUAACUUGGACUGACCCGAAAAAAACAGGAGGCUCACCUAUCACAGGAUAUCAUAUUGAAUUCAAGGAGAGAAACAGUCUCAUGUGGAAGAGAGCUAACAAGACUCCUAUUAGGAUGAAAGACUUCAGGGUGACAGGAUUAACUGAAGGUCUUGAAUAUGAAUUCAGAGUCAUGGCCAUCAAUUUGGCAGGAGUAGGCAAACCGAGUCUGCCAUCUGAGCCGGUUGUGGCCCUCGAUCCAAUCGACCCUCCUGGCAAGCCUGAGGUUAUUAAUGUAACGAGAAAUUCCGUGACUCUCAUCUGGACUGAACCAAAAUACGACGGAGGCCAUAAGCUGACCGGAUACAUAGUGGAAAAGCGUGACCUGCCCUCUAAGUCUUGGAUGAAGGCUAACCACGUUAACGUCCCAGACUGUGCCUUUACCGUAACUGACCUGGUUGAGGGUGGAAAAUACGAAUUCAGAAUUAGAGCCAAGAAUACCGCUGGGGCUAUCAGUCCUCCCUCAGAAAGCACAGACACCAUCACCUGCCAAGAUGAAUACGAGGCACCUUCCAUUGUCCUGGAUCCAACUCUAAAGGACGGCCUAACAGUCAAAGCAGGGGAUACUAUUGUCUUGAAUGCCAUCAGCAUCUUGGGGAAACCCCUUCCCAAAUCAGGCUGGUCACGAGCAGGAAAGGAUUUUAGACCAUCAGACAUCGUUCAGAUCAGUUCUACUCCAACCUCCUCUAGACUUAGUGUCAAAUACGCCUCCAGAAAAGAUGCAGGAGAAUACACGAUUACCGCAAGCAAUCCCUUUGGGACUAAAGAGGAGCACGUUCGGGUGACAGUAUUAGAUGUUCCUGGACCCCCUGGGCCUAUUGAAGUCAGCAACGUCUCAGCCGAGAAAGCUACGCUCGCAUGGACGCCUCCUCUGGAAGAUGGAGGCUCACCGAUUAAGUCUUACGUCCUGGAAAAGAGAGAAACCAGCCGUCUUUUGUGGACCGUAGUUGCUGAAGAUAUUGUGCCCUGCAGGCAUGUGGUUACCAAGCUGAUCCAAGGAAACGAAUACCUCUUCCGGGUCUCAGCUGUGAACCAAUAUGGCAAGGGUGAACCCGUGCAAUCAGAACCGGUCAAAAUGGUGGACCGAUUUGGUCCCCCUGGCCCUCCUGGAAAACCCGAGGUAUCAAAUAUAACUAAAAGCACGGCAACCGUGUGCUGGAAGAGGCCGAUCGAUGAUGGCGGCAGUGAGAUCACUGGAUACCACGUGGAGAGGAGGGAAAAGAAAGGCUUGCGAUGGGUGCGAGCAACCAAGACCCCCAUUUCAGAUCUCCGAUGCAAAGUGAGCGGACUCCAAGAAGGAAACACCUAUGAAUUCCGUGUCAGUGCAGAAAACAAGGCAGGCAUUGGCCCUCCAAGUGAUGCUUCCACUCCAGUUCUGAUCAAGGAUACAGCAUAUCCACCUGGGCCACCUUCGAAUGCUCAUGUGACCGACACUACCAAGAAAUCAGCUUCUUUGGCGUGGGGUAAACCUCAUUACGACGGAGGACUGGAAAUCAUCGGCUAUAUUGUGGAGCAUCAGAAGGAAGGUGACGAGGCCUGGGUGAAAGACACGACAGGGACUGCCCUCAGGAUCACUCAGUUCGUGGUUCCCGACCUUCAGACCAAAGAAAAAUACAACUUCAGAAUCAGCGCCGUCAAUGACGCGGGUGUUGGGGAACCAGCGGUUAUUCCAAAUGUUGAAAUCGUAGAACGCGAACUGGCUCCUGAUUUCGAAUUAGAUGCCGAACUAAGGAGGACACUUGUUGUUCGGGCGGGGCUGAGCAUUAGAAUAUUUGUGCCUAUCAAAGGUCGUCCGGCACCCGAAGUCACGUGGACGAAAGACGGCAUCAACCUCAAGACACGGGCCAAUAUCGACAACACAGAAUCCUUCACGCUCUUGAUUAUCCCAGAAUGCAAUAGAUAUGACACUGGAAAGUUUGUCAUGACCAUCGAAAACGCUGCCGGCAAGAAGAGUGGCUUCGUCAACGUGAGAGUUCUGGAUACCCCAGGACCGGUACUUAAUCUGAGACCCACCGACAUCACCAAGGACAGUGUCACCCUCCACUGGGACCUACCUCUAAUAGACGGGGGAUCACGCAUUACCAACUACAUCGUGGAAAAACGGGAAGCUACGCGGAAAUCUUACUCCACAGCCACGACCAAGUGUCACAAGUGCACUUUCAAGGUUACCGGGCUGAUGGAAGGAUGUGAAUACUUCUUCAGAGUGAUGGCAGAAAAUGAAUACGGAGUAGGGGAACCAGCGGAAACCACCGAGCCAGUCAGGGCCUCCGAGGCGCCGCUACCACCCGAAAGCCUCAACAUUAUGGACGUAACCAAGAGCACGGUCAGCCUGGCUUGGCCAAAGCCCAAGCACGAUGGAGGUAGCAAGAUAACGGGUUACGUGAUUGAAGCCCAGAGAAAAGGCUCUGACCAGUGGACCCACAUCACGACAGUGAAAGGACUCGAGUGCGUGGUGAGGAAUCUGACCGAAGGGGAGGAAUACACCUUCCAAGUCAUGGCAGUGAACAGCGCUGGCCGGAGCGCCCCCCGAGAAAGCCGGCCCGUGACCGUCAAAGAGCAGACGAUGCUUCCAGAACUGGACCUGCGGGGUAUUUACCAAAAAUUGGUCAUCGCCAGAGCUGGCGACAACAUCAAAGUGGAGAUCCCCGUGCUGGGCCGACCUAAACCCACCGUCACUUGGAAGAAGGGGGAUCAACUCCUGAAACAAACGCAGAGGGUCAAUUUUGAAAACACUGCCACUUCGACCAUCCUGAACAUUGGUGAAUGCACGAGGAGCGACAGUGGCCCGUACCCGCUGACGGCCAGAAACAUCGUCGGGGAGGUUGGCGACGUCAUCAUGGUUGAGGUCCACGAUAUCCCAGGACCUCCGGGACCUAUCAGGUUUGACGAGGUUUCGUCUGACUUUGUCACCUUCUCUUGGGAAGUGCCAGAGAAUGAUGGAGGAGUACCCAUAAGCAACUACGUGGUAGAAAUGCGCCAAACUGACAGUACCACUUGGGUUGAGCUAGCCAGCACUGUUAUACGCACCACCUACAAAGCAACUCACCUCACCACUGGAAUGGAAUACCAGUUCCGGGUCAAGGCGCAAAACCGAUAUGGAGUGGGACCCGGAGUCAUUUCGGCAUCAGUGGUGGCCAACUAUCCAUUUAAGGUGCCAAGCCCUCCUGGCACACCGCAAGUAACCACCGUCACCAAAGAGUCCAUGACCAUCAGCUGGCACGAGCCCCUCUCUGAUGGUGGCAGUCCAAUUUUGGGGUACCACGUCCAAAGGAAAGAACGAAAUAGCAUUAUCUGGCAGACUGUGAGUAAGGCCCUGGUGCCAGGCAAUAUUUUCAAGUCAAGUGGCCUUACAGAUGGCAUUGCCUAUGAGUUCCGGGUGAUUGCAGAAAAUCUGGCCGGCAAGAGUAAACCGAGCAAACCAUCUGAGCCCAUGUUUGCCUUGGACCCCAUCGAUCCACCCGGGAAGCCAAUAGCUCUCAACAUUACUAGGCAUACAGUAUCACUUAAAUGGGCGAAGCCGGAGUAUACUGGAGGCUUUAAGAUAACCAGUUACAUAGUUGAAAAGCGAGACCUUCCCAACGGCCGUUGGCUGAAGGCCAAUUUCAGCAACAUCCUGGAGAACGAAUUUACCGUAAGUGGUUUAACAGAAGACGCCAGGUAUGAGUUCCGCGUGAUUGCCAAAAAUGCCGCCGGCGCGAUCAGUCCUCCAUCUGAGCCAUCAGACGCCAUAACUUGCAGAGACGACAUCGAAGCGCCGAGGAUCAUGGUGGAUGUCAAGUUCAAAGACACCAUCACCUUAAAAGCGGGUGAAGUGUUCAAGCUUGAGGCUGAUGUUUCCGGCCGCCCACCACCGACCAUGGAGUGGACCAAAGACGAGAAGGUAGUCGAAGGCUCGGGAAAACUAGAAAUCAAAAUAGCAGAUUUCUCCACCGUUCUGGUCAACAAAGAUUCUUCCAGAAGAGAUGGAGGAGCGUAUACACUUACUGCUUCUAAUCCCGGUGGCUUCGCCAAACACAUUUUCCACGUCAAAGUUCUUGAUAGACCAGGUCCCCCAGAGGGACCUUUAGCUGUGUCUGAGGUGACUUCAGAAAAGUGCGUUCUGUCAUGGCUGCCUCCGCUGGACGACGGGGGUGCCAAGAUUGACCACUACGUGGUCCAGAAACGUGAAACCAGCCGACUGGCGUGGACAAACGUAGCCUCAGAAGUUCAGCUGACAAAACUGAAGGUCCAUAAACUACUGAAGGGAAACGAAUACGUGUUCCGGGUCAUGGCCGUUAAUAAAUAUGGGGUUGGAGAGCCUCUGGAAUCUGAGCCUGUGCUUGCAGUGGACCCGUACGGACCCCCAGAUCCCCCCAAAACUCCCGAAGUGACAGCCAUCACGAAAGAUUCCAUGAUAGUGUGCUGGGGACAUCCUGAUUCUGAUGGCGGAAGCGAAAUAACCAAUUAUAUUGUAGAACGGAGGGAUAGAGCUGGAAAUCGCUGGGUGAAAUGCAACAAGAAAGCCACCACUGAUCUGCGGUUCAAAGUGUCAGGGCUAACCGAAGGCCACGAGUAUGAGUAUCGCAUUAUGGCCGAAAACGCUGCUGGAAUUAGCGCACCCAGCCCCACUAGUCCGUUUUACAAAGCUUGUGACACCGUGUUUAAACCUGGCCCACCGGGGAACCCCCGUGUCCUCGAUACCAGCCGAUCAUCGAUUUCCAUUGCUUGGAACAAGCCCAUCUACGACGGCGGCUCGGAAAUCACGGGCUACCUGGUGGAAAUCGCCCUCCCCGAUGAAGACGAGUGGAAGAUCGUCACUCCUCCGGCAGGACUCAAAGCUACUUCUUUUACCAUCACCAACCUCAAGGAGAAUCAGGAAUAUAAAAUCCGAAUCUACGCCAUGAAUUCGGAAGGGAUCGGAGAACCCGCCCUUGUUCCUGGGACGCCAAAGGCUGAAGAGAGACUGCUGCCUCCCGAGAUCGAACUGGAUGCCGAUCUCCGGAAAGUUGUCACCAUCAGAGCCUGCUGCACCCUGAGGCUGUUCGUUCCAAUCAAAGGAAGACCAGCGCCUGAAGUGAAAUGGACAAGAGAACACGGCGAAUCCUUGGAUAAAGCCAGCAUUGAAUCGACCAGCUCUUACACGCUGCUCAUCGUCGGAAACGUAAACAGAUUUGACAGUGGCAAAUACAUGCUGACCAUAGAAAACAGCUCCGGCAGCAAGUCGGCUUUCGUCAACGUCAGAGUGCUCGACACGCCGGGACCGCCACAGAAUUUGAAAAUCAAGGAAGUCACCAAAUCGUCCGUCACCCUGACUUGGGAGCCCCCUCUCAUAGACGGUGGUUCCAAAAUAAAGAACUACAUCAUUGAGAAGCGGGAAUCAACAAGAAAAGCCUAUUCCACAGUCGCCACCAAUUGCCACAAGACCUCCUGGAAAGUCGACCAGCUUCAAGAAGGCUGCAACUACUAUUUCAGAGUCUUAGCCGAGAACGAGUACGGAAUCGGCCUGCCCGCCGAAACCACGGAGUCGGUCAAAGUGUCCGAGAGGCCUCUCCCUCCGGGGAAGAUAACUUUGGUGGACGUGACGAGAAAUAGUGUGACCCUCUCUUGGGAGAAGCCAGAACACGAUGGAGGCAGCAGGAUUCUGGGCUACAUCGUGGAGAUGCAGAGCAAAGGCAGCGACAAAUGGGCUACCUGUGCGACCGUAAAAGUGACUGAGGCCACCAUUACCGGGUUAAUUCAAGGGGAGGAGUAUCUGUUCCGGGUUUCAGCUCAGAACGAAAAAGGAAUCAGCGACCCUCGACAACUGAGCGUGCCAGUUGUUGCCAAAGACCUUGUCAUUCCUCCAGCCUUCAAACUCUUAUACAAUACCUUCACCGUUCUGGCAGGAGAAGAUCUGAAGGUUGAUGUCCCAUUCGUUGGACGGCCCCAACCGUCUGUCACCUGGCUUAAGGAUGAUGUCCCUCUGAAGCAGACCACAAGGGUCAAUGCAGAGAGUGCCGAAAACAACACCCUGCUCACGAUAAAGGAAGCCUGCCGGGAAGACGUCGGGCAAUACGUAGUUAAACUCACCAACUCGGCGGGGCAAGCGACCGAAACCCUCAGCGUCAUCGUCCUUGACAAACCAGGGCCUCCAACUGGACCGGUAAAGAUGGAGGAAGUGACAGCAGAUAGCAUUACCAUUUCUUGGCAACCACCAAAGUACGACGGUGGAAGUUCCAUCAAUAAUUACAUUGUAGAGAAAAGGGACACUUCCACGACGACCUGGCAGAUUGUCUCAGCAACUGUGGCAAGAACCACCAUAAAGGCUUGCCGGCUGAAGACUGGCUGCGAAUACCAGUUCCGAAUUGCAGCUGAGAACAGGUAUGGGAAAAGCACCUACCUCAUGUCGGAGCCCAUUGUCGCCCAGUACCCGUUCAAUGUCCCCGGACCUCCUGGGACGCCUUUCGUUGCCGUCUGCGCCAAAGACAGCAUGGAGGUUCAAUGGCAUGAGCCAGUCAAUGACGGCGGGAGCAAGGUCAUUGGCUACCACCUGGAACGCAAGGAGCGGAACAGUAUCCUCUGGUUGAAGCUGAACAAAACCCCCAUUCCGCAAACCAAGUUUAAAACAACUGGCCUCGAAGAAGGCAUCGAGUACGAGUUCCGAGUCAGCGCGGAAAAUAUCGUGGGUGUCGGCAAACCAAGUAAAGUGUCCGAGUGCUACGUAGCCCGUGACCCAUGCGAUCCCCCGGGUCGACCGGAAGCCAUCAUCGUCACGAGGAACUCUGUGACCCUCCAGUGGAAGAAGCCUGUCUACGACGGCGGGAGCAAGAUCACUGGCUAUGUGGUGGAGAAGAAAGAGCUACCUGACGGCCGCUGGAUGAAAGCCAGCUUCACUAACGUCAUCGACACUCAUUUUGAGGUAACCGGCCUAGUCGAAGAUCAGAGAUAUGAAUUCCGGGUCAUAGCACGAAAUGCCGCGGGGGUGUUCAGCGAGCCCUCUGAAAGCACAGGUGCGAUUACAGUGAGAGAUGAAGUGGAGCCACCUCGAAUAAGUAUGGAUCCAAAAUAUAAAGAGACCCUCGUGGUUCACGCUGGUGAGUCCUUCAAGAUUGACGCCGAUGUUUACGGCAAGCCCGUGCCUACCAUCCAAUGGACCAAGGGUGAUCAGGACCUCACCAGCACGGCCCGUUUGGAAAUCAAAAGCUCUGACUUUGCCACCUGCCUCAGCCUGAAAGAAGCAGUCCGGGUAGAUAGCGGGAAUUACGUACUGAAAGCGAAAAAUGUGGCGGGAGAGCGAUCCGCCACCGUUAACGUCAAAGUUCUCGAUCGUCCCGGCCCACCCGAAGGACCCGUUGCGGUGUCAGGAGUCACCGCCGAAAAAUGCACGCUCGCCUGGAAACCCCCGCUGCAGGAUGGCGGCAGUGACAUUUUACAUUACAUUGUGGAAAGGAGAGAAACCAGCCGCUUAGUUUGGACUGUGGUUGAUUCCAAUGUGCAGACUCUGAGCUGCAAAGUGACCAAACUGCUCGAAGGAAAUGAAUACAUUUUCCGCAUAAUGGCCGUAAACAAGUAUGGUGUCAGCGAGCCUCUAGAAUCUGAGCCAGUCAUUGCCAAGAAUCCGUUCGGGAUACCAGAUGCACCGAAGGCUCCGGAAGUCACGACGAUCACCAAAGACUCCAUGAUCGUCGUUUGGGAAAGACCGGCGUCAGAUGGUGGCAGUGAAAUCCUUGGCUACGUCCUUGAAAAACGGGAUAAGGAAGGUAUCCGGUGGACAAGAUGCCACAAGCGUCUGAUCGGAGAGUUGCGCUUGAGAGUUACCGGCCUCAUCGAAAACCACAUCUAUGAAUUCAGGGUCUCCGCGGAGAAUGCUGCCGGCCUGAGCGAACCCAGUCCCCCGUCUGCUUACAACAAAGCUUGUGAUCCCAUUUACAAGCCAGGACCACCCAACAACCCCAAAGCCAUAGAUGUUACAAGAUCCUCCGUCUUCCUCUCGUGGAGCAAGCCGACCUAUGACGGGGGCUGUGAAAUCCAGGGCUACAUUGUUGAAAAAUGCGAUGUAAGCGUUGGCGACUGGACGAUUUGCACUCCUCCGACCGGAAUCAAGAAAACCAACAUGGAAGUAGAGAAGUUAGUGGAGAAGCAUGAAUAUAACUUCCGCAUCUAUGCUGUUAACAAAGCCGGAGUUGGGGAGCAUGCGGACGUGCCCGGGCCUAUUAUUGUGGAAGAGAAAUUGGAAGCGCCGGACAUCGAUCUGGACUUAGAACUCAGAAAAGUUAUCAACAUAAGGGCAGGUGGUUCUUUACGACUAUUUGUUCCCAUUCGGGGCCGUCCUACACCGGAGGUGAAGUGGGGGAAAGCGGACGGUGAGAUCCGGGACGCUGCUAUAAUCGAUGUCACCAGUAGCUUCACCUCUCUGGUCCUUGACAACGUUAACAGAUAUGACAGUGGGAAAUACACUCUCACUUUAGAGAACAGCAGUGGCAGCAAGUCGGCCUUCGUCACCGUGAGGGUCCUGGACACCCCAGGUCCACCUGUGAACCUCAGAGUCACCGAAAUCACCAAAGACUCGGUAUCUAUCACGUGGGAACCUCCCUUGUUGGAUGGGGGAUCUAAGAUAAAGAACUAUAUCGUGGAGAAACGCGAAGCCACGAGGAAGUCUUAUGCUGCGGUCGUAACCAACUGCCAUAAGAACUCGUGGAAAAUAGAACAGCUUCAAGAAGGCUGCAGUUACUUCUUCAGGGUCACAGCCGAGAAUGAGUACGGCAUUGGCGUCCCUGCCCACACCACCGACCCGAUUAAAGUGGCCGAAGUCCCACAGCCACCCAGGAAACUCACCGUGGACGAUGUCACGAGAAACAGCGUCUCUCUAAGCUGGGCCAAGCCGGAACACGACGGCGGCAGCAAAAUCCUCCAGUACAUUGUCGAGAUGCAAGCGAAACAGAGUGACAUGUGGUCAGAAUGUGCCCGGGUGAAGGCCCUCGAAGCAGUCAUCACCAACUUAACGCAAGGGGAAGAAUAUCUGUUUAGAGUAGUGGCCGUAAAUGAAAAGGGGAGAAGCGAUCCAAGAUCCCUUGCGGUCCCCGUGGUUGCCAAAGAUCUGGUCAUUGGACCAGAUGUAAAACCUUUGUUCAACACUUACAGUAUACAGGUAGGACAAGACCUGAAGGUAGAAGUACCAAUUUCUGGGCGUCCCAAACCAACUAUUACCUGGACUAAAGAUGGCCAACCCCUGAAGCAGACCACGAGGCUUAAUGUGACCGAUCUGCCUGACCUUACUGUCCUCAACAUUAAAGAAGUUCACAAGGAUGACGGUGGAGUUUAUGGAAUUACAGUUGCCAAUGUUGUAGGCCAGAAGGCGGCCUCCAUUGAAAUUAUAACCCUAGAUAAGCCCGAUCCCCCACGAGGCCCCGUGAAGUUUGACGACGUAAGUGCGGAAAGUAUCACGCUGUCUUGGAAUCCCCCCUUAUACACUGGCGGCUGCCAAAUUACCAACUACAUCGUGCAUAAGAGAGAUACCACCACCACGCUAUGGGAAACGGUCUCGGCUACCGUUGCUAGAACUACUCUCAAAGUGACCAAACUGAAAACUGGCACAGAAUAUCAAUUCAGAAUAUUUGCUGAGAACAGAUACGGGCAGAGCUUCGCCUUGGAAUCUGACCCAAUCGUAGCUCAGUAUCCCUACAAAGAACCAGGCCCUCCCGGCACCCCGUUUGUAACGGCCGUGACCAAAGACUCUAUGGUUGUCCAGUGGCACGAACCGAUAAACAACGGUGGCAGUCCUGUCCUAGGUUACCACCUGGAGAGAAAGGAAAGGAAUAGUAUUUUGUGGACGAAGAUAAACAAGAUUCUCAUUCACGACACCCAGUUUAAGGCAGUAAAUCUUGAAGAAGGCAUUGAAUAUGAAUUCCGGGUUUACGCCGAAAAUAUCGUGGGUGUAGGCAAAGCCAGCAAGAGUUCGGAGUGCUACGUGGCCCGUGAUCCUUGUGACCCCCCAGGGUGCCCCGAAGCCAUAAUGGUCAAGAGAAAUGAGAUCACCCUUCAGUGGACCAAACCCGCGUAUGAUGGCGGAAGCAUGAUAACCGGUUAUAUUGUAGAGAAACGGGAUUUGCCCGAUGGUCGCUGGAUGAAAGCCAGCUUCACCAAUGUCAUCGAAACUCAAUUCACCGUAACCGGCCUCACCGAAGACGAGCGAUAUGAAUUCAGAGUCAUUGCAAAGAAUGCUGCCGGUGCCAUAAGCAAACCUUCUGACAGUACAGGGCCAAUAACUGCCAGGGAUGAAGUUGAGCUGCCGAGGAUCUCAAUGGAUCCAAAAUACAGGGACACAAUUGUUGUAAAUGCCGGAGAAUCUUUCAGGCUGGAAGCUGACGUCCGUGGGAAGCCCCUGCCUACCAUUGAGUGGUUCAAAGGAGAUCAAGAACUCGAGGACACGGCUCGAUGUGAGAUAAAGAACACGGAAUUCAGAGCCUUAGUUAUCGUGAAAGAUGCCAUUAGGAUCGACGGUGGCCAGUACAUUUUAAGAGCCUCCAACGUGGCCGGUACCAAGUCAUUCCCAGUCAACGUCAAGGUGUUAGACAGACCCGGACCCCCAGAGGGUCCGGUCCAGGUGACCGGGGUCACUGCGGAAAAAUGUCUGCUAGCGUGGUCUCCACCACUCCAUGAUGGCGGCAGUGACAUUUCUCACUAUAUUGUUGAGAAGAGAGAAACCAGUCGACUUGCCUGGACCAUCGUUGCCUCUGAAGUGGUAACCACCACACUGAAAGUCAUCAAGCUUUUGGAAGGAAAUGAGUACAUUUUCCGGAUUCUGGCAGUUAACAAAUACGGUGUCGGCGAGCCUCUGGAGUCUGAACCAGUGCUCAUGAAGAAUCCCUUUGUACUUCCGGGCCCACCCAGGUCCUUAGAAGUCACCAACAUUGCGAAGGACUCCAUGACUGUCUGUUGGAACCGUCCGGAUCACGACGGUGGAAGUGAGAUUAUCGGUUACAUUGUGGAAAAGAGGGACCGGAGUGGCAUUCGAUGGAUCAAAUGCAAUAAGCGCCGGAUAACGGAUUUGCGAUUAAGAGUCACCGGACUAACAGAGGAUCACGAGUACGAAUUCAGAGUAUCUGCAGAAAACGCGGCCGGCAUUGGGGAGCCAAGCCAGACUACGACUUUCUACAAGGCCUGUGAUCCCGUGUUCAAACCCGGGCCACCCACAAAUGCCCACGUCGUGGACACCACCAAAAGUUCAAUUACUCUGGCCUGGGGCAAGCCAAUUUAUGAUGGCGGCAGCGAAGUCCUCGGAUACAUAGUGGAGCUCUGCAAGGCGGAUGAGGAAGAAUGGCAAGUCGUUACUCCACCGACCGGGCUGCGUGUCACCCGGUUUGAGGUUACCAAGCUCACCGAGCACCAGGAGUAUAAAAUACGAGUCUGUGCCCUCAAUAAAGUGGGCAUAGGGGAAGCUGCAUCAAUCCCUGAUGUCGUUAAACCUGAAGACAAGCUGGAAGCUCCCGAACUUGACUUGGAUUCAGAACUGAGAAAGGGGAUAGUAGUCAGGGCCGGCGGCUCGGUUAGAAUUCACAUUCCAUUCAGAGGACGACCAACGCCUGACAUCUCUUGGUCUCGCGAGGAAGGCGAUUUCACCGAUAAGGUUCAAAUUGAAAAGGGUCUAAACUACACCCAGUUAUCCAUUGACAACUGUGAUAGAAAUGAUGCCGGGAAAUACCUUCUCAAGUUGGAAAACAGCAGCGGAUCCAAAUCCGCAUUCGUUACCGUGAAAGUCCUCGAUACCCCAGGCCCCCCGCAGAAUCUGGCGGUCAAAGAAGUGAGGAAAGACUCAGUCUCACUGGUUUGGGAGCCCCCUGUCAUCGAUGGUGGGGCAAAGAUAAAGAACUACAUCAUCGACAAACGGGAGUCUACCCGCAAGGCGUAUGCCAACGUGAGUGCUAAAUGUAGCAAAACAAGCUUUAAAGUGGAGAAUCUCACAGAAGGCGCAGUCUAUUACUUCAGGGUUAUGGCCGAGAAUGAAUUCGGAGUUGGGGUCCCAGUGGAGACACUCGAUGCUGUGAAAGCCGCCGAGCCGCCCUCGCCCCCAGGAAAGGUCACUCUCACAGAUGUGUCCCAGACCAGCGCAUCGCUCUCGUGGGAGAAGCCCGAGCACGAUGGCGGCAGCAGGAUUUUGGGCUACGUCGUUGAAAUGCAGCCAAAAGGGACGGAGAAAUGGAACGUGGUCGCUGAGUCCAAAGUAUGCAGUGCCGUGAUUUCUGGUUUGAGCUCGGGACACGAAUACCAGUUCCAAGUCAAGGCUUUCAACGAGAAAGGGAAAAGUGACCCGAGACUGCUUGGCAUUCCCGUGAUAGCUAGUGACUUGACUAUUCCGCCCAGCUUUAAACUGCCAUUUAACACCUAUAGCGUCCAAGCUGGAGAAGAGCUCAAGAUUGAAGUACCAGUCCUGGGCCGACCUAAACCUAAGAUUUCCUGGGAGAAGGACGGUGAGACCCUCAAACAGACAACCAGGACAAACGUCGAGGAAACGGCCACGUCAACUAUCUUGCACAUUAAAGAGAGCAACAAGGACGACUUUGGCAAAUACACCAUCACGGCGUCGAACAGUGCAGGCACGGCCACAGAAAACCUCAGUGUCAUCGUUUUGGAAAAGCCCGGUCCUCCAGUUGGGCCCGUUCAGUUUGAUGAAAUCAGUGCUGACUUUGUGGUCAUUUCCUGGGAACCACCGGCCUACACGGGCGGCUGUCAGAUAAGCAACUACAUUGUGGAAAAACGAGACACCACCUCCACAACUUGGCAAAUGGUCUCAGCCACAGUUGCAAGAACAACAAUUAAAGUGACCAGACUUAAAACAGGCACCGAAUACCAGUUCAGAAUUUUUGCAGAAAACAGAUAUGGGAAGAGUAGCCCGCUGGACUCCAAACCCGUGGUUGUACAGUAUCCCUUUAAAGUGCCAGGGCCACCCGGAACUCCUUUCGUUACCUCCAUUUCAAAGGACCAGAUGAUGGUGCAGUGGCACGAGCCAGUCAACGACGGCGGGAGCAAAGUGCUUGGCUACCACCUCGAACAGAAAGAAAAGAAUAGCGUUCUUUGGGCCAAACUAAACAAGGCCCUCAUUCAAGACACCAAAUUCAAAACAACCGGCCUCGAGGAAGGCCUCGAGUAUGAGUUCAAAGUUUCUGCAGAAAACAUCGUUGGCGUCGGCAAGCCUAGCAAAGUCUCUGAAUGCUUUUGUGCCCGAGACCCCUGUGACCCACCUGGUCGCCCAGAAGCCAUUGUCAUUACCAGGAACUCAGUCAGCCUUAAGUGGAAAAAGCCUGUCUAUGAUGGCGGGAGCAAAAUAACCGGAUAUAUUGUAGAGAAGAAAGAUCUGCCUGAAGGUCGCUGGAUGAAAGCCAGCUUCACCAAUGUACUUGAAACUGAAUUUACCGUGACGGGGCUUGUAGAGAACCAAAGGUACGAAUUUAGAGUUAUUGCAAGAAAUGCCGCGGGGAAUUUCAGUGAACCGUCAGAAAGCACAGGGGCAAUAACUGCUAGAGAUGAAAUCGAUGCACCAAGUGCUUCCCUGGAUCCCAAAUACAGAGAUGUCAUUGUGGUUCGGGCUGGAGAGACCUUUGUCCUUGAAGCCGACAUCCACGGCAAGCCAAUCCCUGAAGUCCUGUGGUCGAAGGACGGGAAGGACCUGGAAGAGACCACGGCGAGAAUGGAAAUCAAAUCUACUCUUCAGAAAACUACCCUGGUGGUCAAAGACUGUGUAAGAACCGAUGGGGGUCAAUACGUUCUGAAGCUCAGUAAUGUGGGUGGAGCCAAGUCGAUACCGAUCACCGUAAAAGUCCUAGAUAGACCGGGUCCCCCUGAGGGACCUCUGAAAGUUUCAGGGGUCACUGCCGAGAAAUGUUACCUGGCCUGGAACCCACCUCUGCACGACGGUGGUGCCAGCAUUUCGCAUUACAUCAUUGAGAAGAGGGAGACAAGUAGACUGUCCUGGACCCAGGUCUCAACCGACGUACAGGCCUUGAACUAUAAGGUAACCAAGCUCCUUCCAGGCAAUGAAUAUAUCUUCCGGGUCAUGGCGGUGAAUAAAUACGGAAUCGGAGAAGCGCUCGAAUCUGAGCCCAUCCUGGCCUGUAAUCCCUACAGGCCUCCAGGGCCGCCUUCCACUCCGGAAGUUUCAGCCAUCACAAAAGACUCAAUGGUGGUCACGUGGAAUCGCCCGGUGGACGAUGGCGGGGCUGAAAUCGAGGGUUACAUUCUUGAAAAGCGUGACAAAGAUGGCAUCAGGUGGACCAAGUGCAACAAGAAAAGUCUGACGGACCCGCGAUUCAGAGUUACGGGGCUCACGGAAGGCCAUUCCUAUGAAUUCAAAGUUUCUGCGGAAAAUGCUGCCGGUGUCGGUGAACCCAGCGAACCGUCUGUCUUCUAUCGUGCGUGCGACGCCUUGUAUCCUCCGGGCCCGCCAAACAAUCCCAAAGUGACGGACACUUCCAGAUCUUCCGUAUCUCUAGCAUGGAAUAAGCCCAUCUACGAUGGCGGGGCCCCAGUUAAGGGGUACGUGGUGGAGGCCAAAGAAGCUUCGGCUGAUGAGUGGGUGACCUGUACACCGCCGACGGGCCUUCAGGGAAAGAAGUUCACAGUUACCAAACUGAAAGAGAAUAGUGAAUACAACUUCCGCAUCUGUGCCAUUAACUCUGAAGGUGUCGGGGAGCCUGCUGUUAUCCCUGGUGCAGUCCUCGUGACUGAAAGGAUUGAGCCUCCCGAAAUAGAACUUGACGCGGAUCUCAGAAAGGUAGUCGUUCUGCGUGCAAGUGCCACCUUGCGCUUAUUUGUCACCAUCAAAGGGAGACCAGAACCUGAAGUCAAGUGGGAAAAAGCAGAAGGCACCCUCACUGAAAGAGCUCAAAUCGAGGUGACCAGCUCCUAUACCAUGUUGGUCAUCGAUAACGUCACCAGGUUUGACAGCGGCCGAUAUAACCUGACUCUAGAAAAUAACAGUGGCUCCAAAACCGCUUUUGUGAAUGUCAGAGUCCUGGAUUCGCCGAGUGCUCCUGUGAAUCUGACCGUGAGAGAGGUGAAGAAAGAUUCAGUAGUGCUGUCUUGGGAACCGCCGCUCAUUGACGGUGGUGCUAAAAUUACAAACUACAUCGUCGAAAAGCGAGAAUCGACGAGAAAAGCCUAUGCCACCGUUACAAAUAACUGCACCAAAAACUCCUUCAAGAUUGAAAAUCUGCAGGAAGGAAGUACUUACUAUUUCCGGGUCUUGGCGGCAAAUGAGUAUGGAAUCGGUUUGCCAGCAGAAACAACUGAACCAGUUAAAGUGUCUGAACCACCGCUCCCGCCUGGAAGAGUGACUCUUGUAGAUGUGACCCGCAACACCGCGACGCUUAAAUGGGAGAAACCAGAAAGUGAUGGAGGCAGUAAAAUUACUGGCUACGUGGUGGAAAUGCAAACAAAAGGGAGUGAAAAAUGGAGCACCUGUACACAAGUUAAGACCCUCGAGGCAACUAUAUCUGGUCUGUCCGUGGGAGAAGAGUACACCUUCAGGGUGGCUGCCGUCAAUGAGAAAGGCAAAAGUGAUCCCAGACAACUCGGAGUCCCAGUAAUCGCCAAGGAUAUUGAAAUUAAACCUUCCAUUGAGCUUCUCUUCAAUACGUUCAAUGUAAAAGCUGGAGAGGGACUUAAGAUCGAUGUGCCGUUUAAGGGAAGACCUCUACCUUCUGUAAGUUGGCAGAAAGAUGGGCAGGCCUUAAAAGAGACCACGAGGGUGAAUGUUCAGUCAACAAAGACGGUGACAUCACUGACGAUCAAGGAAGCUUCGAGAGAGGACGUUGGGACGUAUGAAGUGUGCGUUUCAAACAGCGCCGGAUCGACAACAGCCUCUUUAACUGUAGUCGUGCUGGAUCGGCCCGGGCCUCCCGGUCCUAUCCAAAUUGAUGAGGUGAGCUCCGACAACAUAACCAUAUCUUGGAGCCCUCCAGAGUACGACGGUGGCUGCCAUAUUAGCAACUACAUUGUUGAGAAGAGAGUUACCACUUCCACAGCAUGGCAAGUAGUCUCCCAGGCCGUGGCCAGGACAUCCAUUAAGAUAUCCCGUCUCACUACAGGCAGUGAAUAUCAGUUCCGGGUCUGUGCAGAGAAUCGCUACGGCAAGAGCACCUACAGUGAUUCCUCGGCAGUGGUUGCAGAAUAUCCUUUCAGUCCUCCAGGACCACCUGGAACCCCCAAAGUUGUCCUUGCAACGAAAUCCACCAUGACCGUAAGUUGGCAAGUGCCAGUUAACGAUGGAGGAAGCCAGGUCAUCGGUUACCACCUCGAGCAUAAAGAGAGAAGUAGCAUUCUUUGGACAAAAGUAAAUAAAACCCUCAUAGCUGAUACCCAGAUGAAGGUCACAGGCCUGGACGAAGGACUGAUGUAUGAAUAUCGUGUCUAUGCUGAGAAUAUCGCGGGAAUUGGCAAGUGCAGUAAGUCAUGCGAGCCGGUGGCCGCCCGGGACCCAUGCGAUCCUCCUGGCCAACCUGAAGUUACCAACAUUACGAGAAAAUCGGUCACGCUGAAAUGGACCAAACCCCGUUACGAUGGUGGGGCGAAGAUCACAGGGUACAUCAUUGAGCGCAGAGAGCUACCAGACGGCCGGUGGUUGAAGUGCAACUUUACUAAUGUACAGGAGACUUACUUCGAGGUAACCGAACUCACCGAAGAUCAGCGUUAUGAGUUCCGGGUUUUGGCAAGGAAUGCAGCGGACUCGGUGAGUGAACCAUCUGAAUCAACUGGGCCCAUUACGGUUAGAGAUGACAUGGAGGCUCCAAGGAUUAUGAUGGACGUCAACUUCCGGGACGUAGUGGUGGUCAAAGCUGGCGAGACCCUGAAAAUCAAUGCAGAUAUUGCAGGGAGGCCCCUGCCGGUCAUUUCCUGGGCGAAGGAUGGCAAAGAAAUUGAGGAAAGAGCGAGAAUCGAAAUCGUUUCCACAGACAGCACCACUAUGCUGGUUGUCAAAGAAUGUGUGAGGCGGGAUUCUGGUCAGUACAUCCUUACGCUCAAAAACGUCGCUGGAACCCGAUCGAUGACUGUGAAUUGCAAGGUCCUUGAUCGACCCGGCCCUCCGGCGGGGCCCCUCGAGAUCAGCGGCCUGACGGCCGAAAAAUGCUCACUCUCUUGGGGUCCCCCGCAAGAAGACGGUGGUGCCAACAUUGACUAUUACGUUGUGGAAAAGCGUGAGACGAGCCGUCUUGCCUGGACCAUUUGCGAGGAAGAACUGAGAACCACCUUCUGCAAAGUCACCAAACUCCUCAGAGGCAAUGAAUACAUUUUUAGAGUGAUUGGCGUCAACAAGUACGGUGUCGGUGAGCCCCUGGAGAGCGUAGCAGUAAAGGCACUAGACCCAUUUACGGUUCCCAGCCCUCCCACAUCUGUAGAGAUCACUUCGGUGGCCAAGGAUUUCAUGACCCUCUGUUGGUCAAGACCCGAGAGUGAUGGCGGCAGUGAAAUCUCCGGAUACGUGAUUGAGCGGCGUGAGAAAAACAGCCUGCGCUGGGUGCGAGUGAACAAAAAACCAGUGUACGAUCUCAGAGUGAAAUCAUCCGGACUGCGGGAAGGCUGUGAGUACGAGUACCGGGUUUAUGCCGAGAAUGCCGCUGGUCUGAGCCUUCCGAGUGAACCGACACCACUGACUAAGGCAGAAGAUCCAGUUUUCUUACCGUCUCCCCCGUCUAAACCUAAGAUCGUAGACUCGGGUAAGACAAACAUAACUAUCAGUUGGGUGAAGCCGCUGUUUGAUGGUGGGGCCCCGGUCACCGGCUACACUGUGGAGUACAAGAUGACCGACGAAACCGACUGGUCAACCGCGAUUCUGAGUUUAAGAGGAACCGAAUACACGUUAAGUGGCUUAACGUCAGGGGCUGAAUACGUGUUUAGAGUGAGAUCCAUCAACAAAGUUGGGGCAAGUGAUCCAAGUGAGACUUCAGAUCCUCAAGUCGCCAAGGAAAGAGAGGAGGAACCCGUGUUUGAUCUCGACAGUGAAAUGCGAAAGACUUUGAUUGUCAAGGCUGGGGCCUCGUUCACAAUAACCGUACCUUUCCGAGGAAGGCCAGUACCCAACGUAAUGUGGAGUAAACCGGAUUCCGAUCUCCGUACCAGAGCUUGCAUCGACUCUACCAACACUCGAACAUCGCUCACCGUCGAAAGGGCUACCAGAAAUGACUCGGGAAAAUACACCUUAACAAUUCAGAAUGUUGUAAGCGCCGCUUCACUGACUUUGGUUGUCAAAGUUCUUGACUCUCCUGGUCCCCCAGCUAACGUUACCGUAAAGGAGGUAACCAGAGAGUCUGCAGUGUUAUCCUGGGACGUUCCUGAAAAUGAUGGUGGUGCUCCUGUGAAGAACUACCAUAUUGAGAAACGGGAAGCCAGCAUGAAAGCGUGGGUCUCUGUUACCAAUAACUGUAAUCGCCUUGCCUACAAAAUCUCCAACCUACAAGAAGGUGCUGUUUACUACUUCAGAGUGGCUGGAGAAAAUGAGUUUGGAGUUGGCGUCCCGGCCGACACGAAGGAAGGAGUGAAAAUAACAGAAAAACCAAGCCCUCCUGAAAAACUUGGGGUGACGAGUGUCUCCAAGGACAGCAUUUCUUUGACUUGGCUCAAACCGGAGCAUGACGGCGGCAGCCGAAUCGAGCACUACAUCGUUGAAGCACUAGAAAAAGGACAGAAGAACUGGGUUAAAUGUGCAGUUGUAAAAACCACUCGUCACGUUGUUUCUGGUCUCCGAGAAAACUCCGAAUACUUCUUCAGGGUGUUUGCUGAAAACCAAGCUGGGCUCAGUGAUCCAAAAGAACUCCUGCUUCCUGUUCUUGUUAAAGAACAACUGGAAUCUCCUGAAAUUGAUAUGAAGAAUUUCCCAAGUAACACUGUAUAUGUCAGGGCAGGAUCCAACCUUAAGGUUGACAUUCCAAUUUCUGGGAAACCGCUGCCGAAGGUAACGUUAUCCAGAGACGGCGUCCCAGUGAAAGGAACCGUAAGAUUUAAUACUGAAACCACGGCCGAAAACGUCACCAUUAAUCUUAAAGAGAGUGUCGCGGCUGACACCGGGAGGUAUGACAUCACUGCAGCCAAUUCCAGUGGAACCACGAAAGCUUUUAUUAACAUUGUUGUGCUGGAUAGGCCUGGACCCCCAGAGGGCCCAGUCGUAAUUAGCGAUAUCACGGAGGGAAGUGUCACCUUGAAGUGGCAGCCACCGAAGUACGAUGGGGGAAGUCAAGUGACCAACUAUAUUGUACUCAAGAGAGAGACAAACACGGCGGUCUGGACUGAAGUUUCGGCAACAGUUGCGAGAAACUUGAUUAAAGUCAUGAAGCUGACCACGGGAGAAGAAUAUCAAUUCCGCAUCAAGGCGGAGAACCGCUUUGGCAUCAGUGACCAUAUCGAUUCAGCCUGCGUGACUGUUAAACUGCCAUACACCACACCUGGACCUCCAUCUACGCCGUGGGUCACUAACGUCACGCAAGAGAGCAUCACAGUCGGUUGGCAUGAACCGGUUUCUAAUGGAGGCAACGCGGUCAUCGGAUACCAUUUGGAAAUGAAGGACAGGAACAGCAUUUUAUGGCAGAAGGCUAAUAAAAUGAUUAUUCGCACAACUCACUUCAAAGUCACCACCAUCAGCGCCGGACUCAUUUAUGAAUUUAGGGUGUAUGCCGAAAACGCUGCUGGCGUUGGAAAACCUAGCCAUCCUUCAGAACCUGUUCUUGCAAUCGAUGCCUGUGAACCUCCAAGAAACGUUCGCAUCAGAGAUAUCUCCAAGAACUUUGUUAGCCUUUCGUGGCAGAAGCCAGCUUUUGAUGGCGGUAGCAAGAUAACAGGCUACAUUGUCGAGAGACGGGACUUACCAGACGGCCGGUGGACCAAGGCCAGCUUCACCAAUGUCAUUGAGACGCAGUUCACUGUAGUGGGCUUGACUCAGAGUUCCCAGUAUGAGUUCCGGGUUUUUGCCAAGAAUGCUGUUGGUUCUACUAGCAAUCCAUCUGAGGUCGUAGGCCCUGUCACGUGCGUUGAUACUUACGGCGCUCCCCAAAUCGACUUGCCACUAGAAUACACGGAGGUGGUCAAGUACAGAGCCGGCACAGCAGUGAAACUUAGAGCCGGUAUCUCUGGCAAGCCGGAGCCGACAAUUGAAUGGUACAAGGACGACAAAGAGCUUCAAACCAAUGCACUGGUGUCUAUCGAAAAUUCAACGGACCUUGCAUCCAUCCUCAUCAAAGAUGCCAACCGUCUUAAUAGCGGAACCUAUGAGUUAAAAUUAAGGAAUGCCUUGGGUUCAGCCUCGGCUAGCAUCAGAGUGCAGAUCCUAGACAAGCCCGGCCCACCGGGUGGCCCCAUAGACUUUAAGACCGUCACUGCCGAAAAGAUAACCCUGCUGUGGCGACCUCCUGCAGACGAUGGCGGGGCAAAAAUAACCCAUUACAUUGUGGAGAAACGUGAGACGAGCCGUGUGGUGUGGUCCAUGGUGUCUGAAAACUUGGAAGCUUGCAUCGUCACUACUACAAAACUCAUCAAAGGAAAUGAAUACGUCUUCCGGGUCCGGGGAGUGAACAAGUAUGGAGAUGGGGAACCCUUGGAAUCGGAACCUGUGGUGGCUAAAAAUGCUUUUGUUACUCCUGGGCCACCUAGUGUCCCAGAGGUCACCAAGAGUACCAAGAGCUCCAUGACAGUCGUCUGGAACAGACCAGUUGUAGACGGAGGCAGUGAAAUCAAUGGCUAUUACCUUGAGAAGCGAGAUAAAAAGAGCUUAGCCUGGUUCAAGGUGCUUAAAGAAACCAUCCGGGACACUAGACAGAAAGUGUCAGGAUUAACCGAAAACAGCGAAUAUCAGUACCGAGUGUGUGCGGUCAACGCAGCUGGAUUGGGUCCGUUUUCUGAACCAUCUGAUUUCUACAAAGCUGCAGAUCCGAUCGAUGUACCAGGGCAACCCGCAAAACUCAAGGUCGUAGAUACCACUAAAUCUUCCAUUACUCUCGGCUGGUCUAAGCCAGUGUACGACGGAGGCAGUGCCAUUACUGGGUACGUGGUGGAGCAAAGAGAGGGCAUCGAUGAGGAAUGGACUGUUGUCAGCACCAAGGGCGAAGUUAGGACAACCGAGUACGUGGUGUCUCACCUGAACCCUGGCAUCAACUACUAUUUCCGCGUAUCUGCUCUAAAUUGUGCUGGACAAGGAGAACCUAUUGAAAUGACAGAACCCGUGCAAGCUAAAGAUAUCCUUGCGGAACCGGAGAUCGACCUGGACGUGGCUCUCAGGACCUCCGUUAUCGCGAAAGCAGGAGAGGAUGUUCAAGUGUUGAUUCCCUUCAAAGGGAGACCCCCGCCCACCGUCACAUGGAGAAAAGAAGAAAAGAACCUAAGCAGCGAUGCCAGGUACAACAUUCAGAACACCGACUCAUCUUCACUGCUCACCAUCCCUCAAGUUACCCGCCACGACACGGGGAAGUACGUUCUGACGAUAGAAAACGGAGUUGGCGAGCCCAAGUCUUCGACUGUGAGUGUCAAAGUGCUGGACACGCCAGCAGCAUGCCAGAAAUUGCAGCUCAAGCAUGUGUCCCAAGGCACCGUCACCCUGCUCUGGGAACCGCCUCUCAUCGACGGUGGCUCUCCCAUAACAAACUACAUCAUCCAAAAGAGAGACGCCACCAAGAGAACCUGGUCUUCUGUGACCUCGAAAUGCUCCAACACGUCCUUGAAGGUGACAGACCUGUCGGAGAAGAUCCCGUACUUCUUCCGCGUUCUCGCAGAAAACGAAAAUGGAAUAGGGGAGCCCUGUGAUACCACUGAGCCCGUGAAAGCUGCUGAGGUCCCGGCCCCAGUGAGAGAUCUGUCGAUGAAAGACUCGACCAAGACCUCAGUCACCCUGCACUGGACCAAACCCGAUUUUGACGGUGGCAGUAGUAUCACCGAAUACGUCGUGGAAAGGAAAGGCAAAGGCGAACAGAGCUGGUCUCACGCUGGCGUAAGCAAAGCAUGUGAAAUAGAAAUCGACAAUCUCAAGGAGCAGUCCGUCUUGGAAUUCAGAGUGUGUGCCAAAAAUGAGAAGGGACUGAGCGAUGGGGUGACUGUUGGACCCAUCACCGUGAAAGAACUUUUGAUAACACCAGACGUUGACCUUUCUGAUAUCCCCGAAGCCACGAUCAAGGUGAGAAUUGGUCACAACGUACACCUCGAACUGCCUUACAAAGGGAAACCCAAACCAGCCAUCAGUUGGUUGAAGGACAGCAUACCUCUGAAAGAGAGCGAACAGGUCCGCUUCAGUAAGACCGAGAACAAAAUAACUUUGAGUAUCAAGAACGUGAAAAAGGAGCACGGUGGCAAGUACGCUGUCGUCCUUGAUAAUGCAGUGAGCAGAAAUAGCUUUCCCAUUACAGUCAUCACUCUGGGCCCCCCAUCCAAACCCAAAGGACCCAUCCGGUUUGAAGAAAUCAAGGCUGAUAGUGCCAUCAUGUCAUGGGAUGUCCCCGAAGAUGACGGAGGAGGAGAAAUUACUUCUUACAGCAUUGAAAAGAGAGAAACCUCCCAAACGAACUGGAAGAUGGUGUGUUCUAGUGCUACCAGAACAACUUUCAAGGUCCCUAAUCUCGUGAAAGACACCGAGUACCAAUUCAGGGUUAGGGCGGAAAACAGAUAUGGAAUAAGCCCACCACUCGUCUCCAAAGACAUUGUGGCCAAACACCAGUUCAGGAUUCCCGGGCCUCCCGGAAAGCCCGUGGUCUACAAUGUCACAUCUGAUGGCAUGUCAAUCACUUGGGACGCUCCUGUUUAUGACGGAGGUUCGGAAGUCACUGGAUUCUAUGUUGAAAAGAAAGAAAGAAAUAGCAUCCUGUGGCAGAAAGUUAAUACAUCAUCUAUCUCUGGAAGAGAAUACAGAAUCAUUGGACUCAUCGAGGGACUGGAUUACCAGUUCCGGGUGUGUGCUGAAAAUUCUGCUGGCCUAAGCCCACCUAGCGAUCCAAGCAAAUUUACUCUGGCCGUGUCCCCUGUAGACCCACCCGGCACUCCUGACUACAUUGAUGUUACCCGAGAAACUGUCACACUUAAAUGGAAUCCACCACUGCGUGAUGGAGGCAGUAAGAUUGUAGCCUACAGUAUUGAGAAGCGGCAAGGAAAUGACAGGUGGCUUAGGUGCAACUUUACAGAUGUCAGUGAAUGUCAAUAUACGGUCACAGGACUAAGCCCAGGUGACCGGUACGAGUUCCGGGUCAUUGCAAGAAAUGUCGUUGGAACAAUCAGCCCACCAUCCCAGUCUUCGGGCUAUAUCAUGACCAGAGAUGAAAAUGUUCCUCCAACCGUGGAAUUUGGUCCGGAAUACUUUGAUGGCCUUAUUAUUAAGGCUGGGGAUAGCCUUCGACUCAAAGCUUUGGUCCAGGGGCGACCAGUGCCCAGAGUCACUUGGUUCAGAGAUGGACAAGAGAUUGACAAGAGAAUGAAUAUGGAAAUAACAGAUGUCCUUGGAUCCAGCACUAUCUUCGUUAGAGAUGCCACCCGUGAUCACCGUGGAGUUUACACAAUAGAAGCCAAAAAUGUGUCUGGAAGUACAAAAGCGGAAAUCUCUGUAAAAGUUCAAGAUACACCGGGAAAAAUAGUUGGACCAAUAAGAUUCACCAAUAUUACUGGAGAAAAGAUGACCUUAUGGUGGGAUGCUCCCCUCAAUGAUGGCUGUGCUCCUGUAACCCACUAUGUUAUUGAAAAACGGGAAACCAGCAGGCUCGCUUGGGCACUCAUUGAAGACAAUUGUGAAGCCCAAAGUUACACAGCAGUCAAACUCAUCAAGGGCAACGAGUACCAGUUCCGGAUUUCUGCGGCCAAUAAGUUUGGUGUUGGACGGCCACUGGAUUCUGACCCAGUUGUCGCCCAGAUUCAGUACACUGUCCCAGAUGCCCCUGGCACCCCAGAACCUACCAACGUAACCGGAGAUAGCAUCACACUCACCUGGGCCAGGCCAGAAUCGGACGGUGGAAACGAAAUUCAACAAUACAUCCUGGAAAGGAGAGAAAAGAAGAGCAUGAGAUGGGUAAAAGUCUCCAGCAAACGGUCCAUUAUCGAAACAAGAUUCAGAGUAACCGGUCUCACGGAAGGCAACGAAUAUGAGUUCCGCGUGAUGGCGGAAAAUGCUGCAGGCGUAGGACCGACCAGUGGUAUUUCAAGGCUCAUUAAGUGUAGAGAGCCAGUGAACCCACCAAGUGCUCCUACUGUAGUCAAAGUGACGGACACCUCGAAGACGACCGUCAGCUUGGAAUGGGGCAAACCGGUUUUCGAUGGAGGCAUGGAAAUAAUCGGCUACAUCAUUGAAAUGUGCAAAGCUGACUUGGGAGACUGGCAGAAAGUCAACCCAGAGGCUUGUGUUAAAACGAGGUACACGGUCACCGAUUUACAGGCAGGCGAAGAGUACAAAUUCCGAGUCAGCGCCAUCAACGGCGCUGGCAAAGGAGAGAGCUGCGAAGUUUCCGGGACCAUUCAAGCGGUGGACAGGCUGUCCGCUCCAGAACUUGACAUCGACGCCAACUUCAAGCAAAUGCACGUUGUUAGAGCGGGGGCGAGUAUCCGUCUCUUCAUUGCCUUCCGAGGAAGACCUACUCCAACCGCAGCAUGGAGCAAGCCGGACUCCAACCUGAGUAUCCGAGCUGACAUUCACACAACCGAUUCGUUCAGCACCCUCACGGUGGAGAACUGCAACAGAAAUGAUGCUGGCAAAUACACCUUUUCAGUAGAGAACAACAAUGGCAGCAAAGCGGUCACUUUUGCGGUCAAGGUUCUAGACUCCCCAGGCCCUCCGGGACCCAUCACCUUCAAGGACGUGACCAGAGGCUCCGUCACACUAAUGUGGGAUGCUCCUCUCCUCGACGGAGGAGCCCGGGUCCAUCACUACGUCGUGGAGAAGCGGGAAGCGAGCCGCAGGAGCUGGCAGAUCGUCAGCGAAAAGUGUGCACGACAAAUCUUAAGGGUCACGGAUCUCGCGGAAGGGGCGCCGUACUACUUCCGGGUUUCUGCCGUGAACGAAUACGGCAUCGGUGAGCCGUACGAAAUGCCAGAGCCGAUCGUGGCCACGGAAGAACCUGCUCCGCCUAAGAGGCUGGAUGUCGUCGACACCACCAGAUCCUCAGCCGUGUUAGCUUGGCUUAAACCCGAUCACGACGGCGGUAGCCGGAUCACCAGCUAUCUCCUGGAAAUGAGACAGAAGGGCUCUGAAUUUUGGGUGGAAGCCGGCCAAACCAAACAACUUACUCUGACGGUGGAACGUCUCACAGAGAACACGGAAUACGAGUUCCGGGUGAAGGCCAAGAACGACGCUGGCUACAGUGAGCCCAGGGAAGCUUUCACCUCUGUCAUAAUCAAGGAGCCGCAGAUUGAGCCCACUGCAGAUCUCAGUGGAAUCACCAAUCAGCUCAUCACGUGCAAAGCCGGGAGCCCGUUCACCAUUGACAUUCCCAUCGGUGGCCGUCCCGCUCCCAAGGUUUCGUGGAAACUUGAAGAAACCAGGCUGAAGGAAACCGAGCGAAUGAGCAUAACCACCACCAAGGAGAGAACGACACUGACCAUUAAGGAAAGCAUGAGAGGGGACUCUGGAAACUAUCACUUGACACUCGAGAACACCGCAGGGGUGAAAACAUUCAGCGUGACCGUCGUGGUCAUCGGAAGGCCGGGCCCAGUGACGGGCCCCAUCGAAGUCUCGUCCAUCUCUGCUGAGUCAUGUGUCUUGACCUGGCAGGAGCCUGUAGAUGAUGGCGGCACCGAGAUCACCAAUUACAUCGUGGAAAAACGGGAAUCGGGCACGACAGCUUGGCAGCUGGUAAAUUCCAGCGUCAAACGCACCCAGAUCAAAGUCACUCACCUCACGAAGUACAUGGAAUACACGUUCCGCGUCUGUUCGGAAAACAGAUUUGGAAUCAGCAAGCCUCUGGAAUCAGCUCCGAUAGUGGCUGAGCAUCCCUUCGUUCCUCCCAGUGCGCCCACCAGGCCUGAAGUCUACUUUGUAUCCGCCAAUGCCAUGGCUAUCCGUUGGGAGGAGCCGUAUCAUGAUGGUGGCAGCAAGGUUAUCGGGUACUGGGUUGAGAAGAAAGAACGCAACACCAUCCUCUGGGUGAAGGAAAACAAAGUGCCGUGCUUGGAGUGCAACUUCAAAGUCACGGGCUUGGUGGAAGGUCUGGAAUAUCAAUUCAGAACGUAUGCACUCAAUGCAGCUGGAGUGAGCAAAGCCAGCGAAGCUUCAAGACCUUUAGUAGCUCAAAAUCCAGUUGAUGCCCCUGGAAGGCCGGAAGUAACCGAUGUCACGAGAUCGACGGUUUCACUGAGCUGGACUGCCCCCGUUUACGACGGCGGCAGCAAAAUUGUAGGUUACAUCGUCGAGCGGAAGCCGUUCAAUGAUGCCGGAGACGGUCGCUGGCUGAAAUGCAACUACACCAUCGUUUCGGAAAAUUUCUUCACCGUGACGGCUCUGAGCGAGGGAGAUACUUACGAAUUCCGUGUGCUGGCCAAGAACACAGCCGGGGUCAUCAGCAAGGGCUCUGAAUCCACUGGGGCUGUCACCUGCAGAGAUGAAUAUUCCCCUCCCAAAGCUGAGCUGGACGCCAGGCUGCAGGGAGAGAUCGUAACCAUCCGAGCUGGAUCUGAUCUCGUCCUUGACGCGGCGGUGGGCGGCAAACCCGAACCCAAAAUCUUCUGGACCAAAGGCGACAAGGAACUGGAUCUCUGUGAGAAGGUCUCUUUGCAGUACACCAGGAAACGGGCCACUGCAGUGAUCAAAUUCUGCGACAGAAGUGACAGCGGAAAAUACACCUUGACCGUCAAGAACGCCAGCGGAACCAAGACCGUCUCCGUCAUCGUCAAAGUCCUCGAUUCUCCGGGCCCGUGUACAAAUCUCACCGUGAGCAGAGUGACGGAAGAGAAGUGCACUCUGGCGUGGAACCAGCCUCAGGAGGACGGAGGGGCGGAAAUGACACACUACACCGUGGAAAGACGUGAAACUAGCAGGCUCAACUGGGUUAUCGUUGAGGCUGAAUGCCAGACGCUCUCGUACGUCGUAACCAGGCUCAUCAAAAACAAUGAAUAUGUAUUCCGUGUGAGGGCAGUCAACAAGUAUGGCCUGGGGGUCCCUGUUGAGACGGAACCUAUUGUUGCUCGAAAUACAUUCACCAUUCCAUCUCCACCUGGUAUGCCAGAAGAAGUGGGUGUUGGCAAAGAGCAUGUCAUCCUUCAGUGGCUGAAACCAGAAUCCGACGGCGGCAAUGAGAUCAGCAACUAUCUAGUAGACAAACGCGAAAAGAAGAGCUUGCGCUGGACCCGCGUCAACAAGGAUUACGUUGUAUACGACACCAGGCUGAAAGUGACGGGCUUAAUGGAAGGCAGCAACUACCAGUUCCGGGUCACAGCUGUAAACGCUGCUGGCAACAGUGAACCUAGUGAAUCUUCCAACUUCAUCUUAUGCAAGGAACCAUCAUAUACUCCCGGGCCACCAUCUGCCCCAAGAGUUGUGGAUACCACCAAACGCAGUAUUAGUUUGGCGUGGACCAAACCCAUGUAUGACGGAGGCGCCAAUAUCAUCGGCUAUGUCCUGGAGAUGCAAGAAAAGGGAACCGAGCAGUGGUUCAGAGUGCACACUAAUGCAACUCUAAGGAAUGCCGAGUUCACUGUGCCUGACCUCAAGACAGGCGAGAAAUACCGUUUCCGAGUGGCUGCCGUGAAUGUGAACGGAAUGAGCGAAUACAGCGAAUCGACGGCCGAAAUAGAACCCGUGGAGAGGCUAGAAAUACCCGAUCUUGAGCUGGCUGAUGAUCUAAAGAAAACUGUCACAGUCAGAGCUGGGGUGUCUCUCCGCCUGAUGGUAUCCGUUUCCGGAAGACCUCCUCCUAUCAUCACAUGGAGCAAAAAGGACGUUGACCUGGCGAGUAGGGCCAUCAUCGACACCACGGACAGCUACACCUUGCUUAUCGUUGACAAAGUCAAUCGGUACGAUGCUGGGAAAUACACGAUCGAAGCCGAAAAUCAAUCUGGCAAGAAAUCGGCCUCAGUCCUCGUCAAAGUAUAUGAUACCCCUGGUCCGCCUCCAUCAGUGAAAGUUAAAGAAGUGUCGCGGGAUUCUGUGACCAUCACCUGGGAGAUCCCUCCGAUUGAUGGUGGAGCACCGGUCACUAACUAUAUCAUCGAGAAACGGGAGGCAGCGAUGAGGGCAUUCAAAACCGUAACCACCAAAUGUAGCAAGACGCUGUAUAGGAUUUCUGGCCUCAUGGAAGGAACCAUGUAUUAUUUCAGAGUGCUGCCAGAGAACAUCUAUGGAAUCGGGGAGCCGUGUGAAACGUCCGAUGCCGUCCUGGUCUCAGAAGUCCCCUUGGUGCCUCAAAAGCUGGAAGUGGUUGACGUCACCAAGUCAAGCGUCUCUCUUGCCUGGGAGAAACCGCUCUAUGAUGGUGGCAGCAGGCUCACUGGUUAUAUUCUUGAGGCCUGCAGAGCCGACACAGAAAGGUGGAUGAAGGUGGCGACCUUGAAGCCUACGGUCUUGGAGCACACGGUCAUCUCUCUGAAUGAAGGAGAGCAGUACUUAUUUAGAGUUAGGGCCCAAAAUCAGAAAGGGGUGUCUGAGCCCAGAGAGAUCGUCACAGCAGUCACCGUUCAAGACUUACGAGUGUUGCCGACGAUUGAUCUAUCUGGGAUGCCUCAAAAAACUGUCCAUGUUCCAGCUGGCAGACCAGUUGAGUUGGUUAUCCCAAUUGCUGGUCGACCCCCUCCAGCUGCUUCCUGGUUCUUUUCGGGGUCCAAACUGCGAGAAUCAGAACGCAUCACAGUGGAAACUCAAACGAAAAUAUCCAAGUUAACCAUCCGGGAGACCACGAUAAGAGACACCGGAGAAUACACCCUUGAGCUGAAGAACGUGACGGGAAGUACCUCAGAAACGAUCAAAGUUAUCAUUCUCGAUAAGCCAGGCCCACCCACCGGCCCCAUCAAGAUUGAGGAAAUUGAUUCCUCCUCGAUAACCAUUUCCUGGGAGCCACCCCAGAUGGACGGCGGUGCCCCUCUGAGCGGCUACGUGGUGGAGCAGCGAGACGCCCAUCGCCCUGGAUGGCUGCCAGUGUCCGAGUCGGUGACUCGACCGACAUUUAAAUUCUCCAGGCUGACGGAAGGAAACGAGUAUGUGUUCCGGGUGGCCGCAACCAACCGCUUCGGGAUUGGAUCGUACCUGCAGUCCGAGGUGGUAGAAUGCAGAAGCAGCAUCAGUAUUCCCGGACCCCCAGAAACGCUCCAAGUAUUUGACGUUUCCCGAGACGGCAUGACACUUACCUGGUAUCCACCAGAAGACGACGGAGGCUCACAGGUCUCUGGCUACAUUGUGGAACGCAAAGAGGUCAGAGCCGACCGGUGGGUCAGGGUCAAUAAAGUCCCCGUGACGAUGACUCGCUACCGGUCCACUGGCCUUAUUGAAGGAUUGGAAUAUGAACAUCGCAUCACAGCCAUCAACGCCCGAGGCCCUGGCAGACCGAGUCGUCCUUCCAAGCCGACCGUUGCCAUGGAUCCAAUUGCUCCUCCCGGGAAGCCCCAAAAUCCAAGAGUUACUGACACCACAAGGACAUCAGUCUCCCUGGCCUGGAGUGUGCCAGAGGAUGAGGGAGGAUCUAAAGUCACUGGCUACCUGAUUGAAAUGCAGAAGGUGGACCAGCACGAAUGGACAAAAUGCAAUACAACGCCAACAAAGAUCCGAGAAUACACACUGACCCAUCUCCCUCAAGGUGCCGAAUACAGAUUCCGUGUGCUAGCGUGCAACGCUGGUGGCCCAGGAGAACCAGCCGACGUGCCUGGCACCGUCAAAGUUACGGAGAUGCUUGAAUAUCCCGACUACGAAUUGGACGAAAGAUACCUGGAGGGUGUCUUUGUAAGACAAGGUGGAGUCAUCAGGCUCACAGUGCCGAUCAAAGGCAAGCCAAUCCCAAUAUGCAAAUGGACCAAGGAAGGCCAGGACGUCAGUAAGAGAGCCAUGAUCGCCACUUCUGACACCCACACCGAGCUUGUGAUCAAGGAAGCAGAGAGGGAAGACUCUGGAAGUUACGAUCUGGUUCUUGAAAACAAGUGCGGCAAGAAGGCUGUUUACAUCAAGGUCCGAGUGAUCGGCAGUCCAAACCCUCCAGAGGGGCCCCUGGAAUACGACGACAUACAAGCUCGCUCGGUCCGAGUAAGCUGGAGAGCUCCCGCCGAUGACGGAGGGGCUGACAUUACCGGGUACAUCAUUGAGAGGCGAGAAGUGCCCAAGGCAGCCUGGUACACCGUCGAUUCCAGAGUCAGGGGCACCUCUCUCGUGGUAAAAGGCCUCAAAGAGAACGUAGAAUAUCACUUCCGGGUUUCAGCGGAAAACCAGUUUGGCAUUAGCAAACCUCUGAAAUCCGAAGAGCCAGUCAUACCCAAAACACCACUGAAUCCUCCGGAGCCACCAAGCAACCCUCCAGAAAUCCUCGACGUGACAAAGAGUUCUAUCAGCUUGUCAUGGUCCAGACCCAAAGACGAUGGAGGGUCUCGUGUCACCGGUUAUUACAUCGAGCGCAAGGAAACAUCCACUGAAAAAUGGGUCAGACAUAACAAGACACAAAUCACCACCACGAUGUACACGGUCACAGGGCUGGUCCCCGAUGCGGAAUAUCAGUUCCGUAUCAUCGCUCAGAAUGAUGUCGGCCUGAGCGAAACCAGUCCAGCUUCUGAACCUGUUGUGUGCAAGGAUCCGUUCGAUAAACCCAGCCAGCCCGGAGAAAUCGAGAUCCUGUCGAUAUCAAAAGAUAGUGUCACACUCCAAUGGGAGAAACCUGAAUGUGAUGGCGGCAAAGAGAUCCUUGGCUACUGGGUUGAAUACCGGCAGUCUGGAGACAGUGCCUGGAAGAAGUGCAAUAAGGAUAGAAUCAAGGACAGGCAGUUCACCAUCGGCGGUUUAUUGGAAGCCACAGAAUACGAAUUCAGAGUUUUUGCCGAAAAUGAGACUGGAACUAGCAGACCUCGAAGAACUGCCAUGUCUGUGAAGACGAAAUUGACAUCUGGAGAGGCACCAGGAGUCCGGCAAGAAAUGAAAGAUGUCACCACUAAACUGGGAGAAGCUGCUCAGCUUUCAUGUCAGAUCGUGGGCAGGCCCCUUCCUGACAUAAAAUGGCAACGCUUUGGGAAAGAGCUGGUUCAGAGCCGAAAAUACAAAAUGUCAUCAGACGGGCGCACGCACACCUUGACCGUGAUGACCGAGGAACAGGAGGAUGAAGGGUUAUACACCUGCACUGCGACCAAUGAAGUUGGAGAGGUGGAAACCAGCAGCAAGCUGCUGUUACAAGCGACUCCCCAGUUCCACCCCGGCUACCCGCUGAAAGAGAAGUACUACGCGGCCGUGGGAUCCACCCUCCGACUGCACGUCAUGUACAUUGGCCGCCCAGUCCCGGCCAUCACUUGGUUCCAUGACCAGAAGCCAUUGAGAGAUUCAGAGACCGUGACGGUUGAAAACACCGAGCACUACACUCAUCUGAUCAUCAAGAACGUCCAGCACAAGACCCAUGCCGGGAAAUAUAAAGUGCAGCUGAGCAAUAUUUUUGGAACUGUUGACACUGUCCUGAAUGUGGACAUUCAAGAUAAACCAGAUAAGCCCACGGGGCCCAUAGUCAUCGAGACCCUGUUAAAGAAUUCGGUGGUCAUCAGCUGGAAGCCCCCGGCAGACGACGGAGGAUCGUGGAUCACCAAUUACGUGGUAGAGAAAUGUGAGGCUAAGGAAGGCGCAGAAUGGCAACUGGUAUCAUCGGCCAUUUCGGUGACAACCUGCCGAAUCGUUAACCUCACCGAAAAUGCCGGCUAUUAUUUCCGCGUUUCUGCUCAGAAUACGUUUGGCAUCAGCGAGCCCCUCGAGGUCUCGUCCAUCGUUAUCAUCAAGAGCCCAUUCGAAAAGCCCUCCGCUCCUGGGAAACCCACCGUGACAGCUGUCACGAAGGAUUCCUGCGUGGUGUCCUGGAAACCCCCUCCUAGUGAUGGGGGUGCAAAAAUCCGCAAUUAUUUCCUGGAGAAGCGUGAAAAGAAACAAAACAAGUGGAUUGCGGUGACCACAGAAGAAAUUCACGAAACCGUCUACUCGGUGAAAAACCUUGUUGAAGGUCUUGAGUACGAGUUCCGGGUGAAAUGUGAAAACCUGGGAGGGGAAAGCGAAUGGAGCGAGCUAUCCGAGCCCGUCAAUCCUAAAUCCGACGUGACCAUUCAAGCCCCGCACUUUAAAGAAGAACUGAGAAACCUGAACGUCAAGUACCAAAGUAACGCGACUUUGGUCUGCAAAGUCACGGGCUACCCCAAGCCUGUGGUGAAAUGGUACAGGCAGGGGAAAGAAAUCAUGGCAGACGGUGAAAAGUAUAAGUCCCAAGAAUUUAAGGGUGGCUAUUACCAGCUCGUCAUCACGAACGUGACGGAUGACGAUGCCACCGUCUACCAAGUUAGAGCUACCAACCAAGGAGGAUCCGUCUCUGGCACUGCCUCGGUGGAAGUAGAAGUCCCGGCUAAGAUCCACUUGCCCAAGAACCUCGAAGGCAUGGGUGCAGUUCACGCUCUCCGGGGCGAAGUGAUCAGCAUCAAGAUCCCUUUCAGCGGCAAGCCAGAUCCAGUGAUCACCUGGCAGAAGGGCCAAGAUCUCAUCGACAACAACGGACACUACCAAGUCAUCGUCACCCGCUCCUUCACAUCGCUGGUGUUCUCCAACGGCGUGGAGAGGAAAGACGCCGGCUUCUACGUCGUGUGUGCUAAGAACAGGUUCGGCAUCGAUCAGAAGACGGUCGAGCUGGACGUAGCCGACGUCCCGGACCCCCCUCGGGGAGUCAGGGUGAGCGACGUCUCAAGAGAUUCCGUCAACCUGACCUGGACUGAGCCGGCUUCCGAUGGCGGCAGCAAAAUCACCAACUACAUCAUUGAAAAAUGCGCCACCACAGCAGAGCGGUGGCUUCGCGUGGCCCAAGCCCGUGAAACACGGUACACCGUGGUUAACCUGUUUGGCAAGACCAGUUACCAAUUCCGGGUCAUAGCCGAAAAUAAGUUUGGACUGAGCCAGCCUUCAGAACCUACAGAGCCAACGAUAACCAAGGAAGAUAAGACCAGAGCCAUGAACUAUGACGAAGAGGUGGAUGAAACCAGAGAGGUUGUCACAUCCAAGGCCUCUCACUCAUCCACCAAGGAACUCUAUGAGAGAUACAUGAUUGCAGAAGACCUUGGGCGCGGCCAAUUUGGAAUUGUCCACCGCUGCGUCGAAACCUCUUCUAAAAAGACGUAUAUGGCCAAGUUUGUCAAAGUCAAGGGGACUGACCAGGUUUUGGUGAAGAAGGAAAUUUCCAUCCUGAACAUCGCCAGGCACAAGAACAUCUUAUAUCUCCAUGAAUCAUUUGAAAGCAUGGAAGAGUUAGUCAUGAUCUUCGAAUUCAUAUCUGGUCUCGACAUCUUUGAGAGAAUCAACACAAGUGCAUUUGAACUUUCUGAAAGAGAAAUUGUAAAUUACGUGCGCCAGGUCUGCGAAGCCCUCGACUUCCUGCACAGCCAUAACAUCGGGCACUUCGACAUUAGGCCCGAAAACAUAAUUUACCAAACGAGGAGAAGUUCCACGAUUAAGAUCAUCGAAUUCGGUCAGGCCAGGCAGCUGAAGCCUGGGGACAACUUUAGACUCCUCUUCACCACCCCAGAGUACUACGCGCCUGAAGUACACCAGCACGAUGUAGUAAGCACAGCUACCGACAUGUGGUCCCUAGGGACCCUGGUGUAUGUGCUGCUGAGCGGCAUCAAUCCCUUCCUCGCUGAAACGAACCAACAGGUCAUUGAGAACAUCAUCAAUGCCGAAUACACUUUCGACGAAGAAGCGUUCAAGGACAUCAGCAUCGAAGCCAUGGACUUCGUCGACCGCCUGUUGGUAAAAGAAAGAAAAUCUCGCAUGACAGCAGCGGAAGCCCUGGAGCACUCCUGGCUGAAGCAGAGAACGGACAGAAUCAGCACGAAGGUCAUCAGGAACCUGAGACACCGACGUUACUACCAGACCCUGGUGAAGAAAGACUUGAACAUGGUGGUGUCCGCAGCCCGAAUCUCUUGCGGCGGGGCCAUCAGAUCUCAGAGGGGAGUGAACAUCGCUAAAGUCAAAGUUGCGUCCAUUGAAAUUGGCCCCGUAUCCGGGCAGAUCAUGCACGCCGUGGGAGAAGAAGGCAGCCACGUGAAGUACGUGUGUAAGAUUGAAAAUUACGAUCAAUCCACCCAGGUGACCUGGUACUUUGGCAUCAGACAGCUGGAGAACAGUGAGAAGUAUGAAAUCACCUACCAGGACGGGCUGGCCACCAUGUACGUCAAAGACAUCCGUAGAUCAGACGACGGUACCUACAGGUGCAAGGUAGUCAACGACUACGGUGAAGACAGUUCCUACGCAGAGCUGUUUGUCCAAGGCGUGAGAGAAGUUUACGACUACUACUUCCGGAGAACGGUAAAGAGAUUGAGGCGCAGAGCGGAUACCAUGAGACUACUGGAGAGGCCACCAGAAUUUACCUUGCCCCUCUACAACCGGACCGCCUACGUGGGUGAAACGGUCAGGUUUGGAGUCACCAUAACGGUGCACCCCGAGCCCCGGGUGACGUGGUUUAAAUCCGGUCAGAAAAUCAAGCCCGGGGACGAUGACAAAAAGUACACGUUCGAGUCCGACAAAGGCCUGUAUCAGCUGACGAUUAACAACGUGUCCCUAGAUGACGACGCGGAAUAUGCCAUCCUGGCCAAGAACAAGUAUGGGGAAGACAGCUGCAAAGCCAAGCUGACGGUCAGCCCCCACCCCCCUUCGGCGGAUACGACCCUAAGACCGAUGUUCAAGCGACUCCUGGCAAACGCAGAAUGCCAGGAGGGCCAGAGCGUCUGCUUUGAGAUCCGAGUCUCUGGCAUUCCGACCCCAACGUUGAAAUGGGAGAAAGACGGCCAGCCCCUAUCCCUUGGCGCCAAUAUUGAGAUCGUCCACGAGGGCCUGGAUUAUUACGCUCUGCACAUCAGGGACACUUUGCCAGAAGAUACGGGCUAUUACAGAGUCACCGCCACCAACAGCGCCGGGUCUACCGGGUGCCAGGCUCACCUGAAAGUGGAGCGCUUGAGGUACGUCAAGCAUGAGUACAAGAGUCAGGAAGAGCGGGAAAAGCACGUCCAAAGGCGGAUCGACAAGACGUUGCGGAUGGCCGAGAUUCUGUCCGGCACGGAGUCCAUGCCCCUGACCCAGGUAGCCCAGGAGGCUCUGAGGGAAGCCGCCGUCCUCUACAAACCCGCCGUGAGCACCAAGACCGUAAAAGGUGAAUUUGAACUGCGGCAGGAGGAAAAGAAGGAAGAAAGAAGGCUGCGCAUGCCCUACGAGAUACCGGAGCCACGCAGGUAUAAACGAACGACGGUGGAGGAAGACCAGAACAUAAAACAGUUUGUGCCCAUGUCGGACAUGAAGUGGUACAAGAAGCUCCGGGAUCAGUUUGAGAUGCCAGGGAAACUUGACCGGAUGGUACAGAAGCGACCCAAGCGAAUUCGCCUUUCCAGGUGGGAACAGUUCUAUGUGAUGCCUCUGCCACGCAUCACGGACCAAUACAGACCCAAGUGGCGUAUCCCCAAGCUGUCUCAGGACGAUCUGGAAACCGUGAGACCAGCCCGCCGCCGCACCCCCUCCCCCGACUACUACUUCUACUACAGACCGAGGCGGCGAUCCCUCGGCGACCUGUCCGACGAAGAGCUCCUCCUCCCGAUCGACGAUUACUUGGCCAUGAAGAGAACCGAGGAGGAGAGGCUGCGCCUUGAAGAGGAGCUGGAACUGGGCUUCUCCGCCUCCCCGCCGAGCCGAAGCCCUCCCCGAUUUGAGCUCUCCUCCCUCCGCUACUCUUCCCCGAGGGCGCACAUCAGUGUAGAGGACACCCGAAGGAGAGAGCAGAGGUACUCGACUUACCACAUCCCCACCAAAGAGGAAACUGGCACGACUUACAGGGAACUCCGGGAGCGUCACGACCGAGCGGCCCAGAGACAAGCGAAGCAGCGGGAGAGAAUAAUGGCCGAGAAGGAGGAUGAGGAAUUGCUCCGUCCGGUCACCGCCACUCAGCGACUCUCGGAGUACAGGAGCGAGCUUGACCAGAUGGCCAAGGAGGAGAAGUCGAGAAAGAAAUCCAAAAAGCAAAUCGAGAUCACCGAGAUCACGGAAUUCGAAGAAGAGAUAGAAACCUCCAGACGCUCACAUCAAGAGUCUUCGUCGGUCUCGAGGCUGCUGGGGAGGCGGCGGUCCCUGUCUCCGAGCUAUAUCGAACUCAUGCGGCCGGCGUCAGAGCUCAUCAGACCCCACUCCCGGCCUGCUGAGGAAUCCGAACCCGAGAGGAGGUCCCCUACCCCGGAGAGGACCCGUCCCCGGUCCCCCAGUCCCGUCUCCAGCGAGCGGUCCCUCUCCAGGUUCGAGAGGACAGCCAGGUUCGACAUCUUCUCCCGGUACGAGUCCAUGAAAGCAGCCCUGAAGACUCAGAAAACAUCUGAGAGGAAAUACGAAGUUUUGAGCCAGCAGCCCUUCACCCUGGACCACGCGCCCCGCAUCACCCUGAGGAUGCGCUCCCACCGUGUGCCCUGCGGCCACAACACCCGUUUCAUUCUAAACAUCCAAUCGAAGCCUACCGGCGAAGUGAAAUGGUAUCACAAUGGUGUGGAAAUUCAAGAGAGCCACAGGAUUCACUUCACCAACACCAGCGGCGUUUUGACCCUGGAAAUCCUUGACUGCCACUGUGAUGACAGCGGAACCUAUCGGGCUGUGUGCACCAACUACAAAGGCGAAGCUUCUGACUAUGCCACUUUAGACGUGACCGGGGGGGAUUACACCACCUACACCUCGCGGCGUAGAGACGAGGAGGUCUCGAGGCCCAUUUUCCCCGACCUCACGAGGACCGAGGCCUACGCCGUCUCGUCCUUUAAGAAAUCGUCGGAGAUGGAAGCCUCUUCUUCAGUCAGGGAAGUCAAGUCCGAGAUGACGGAGACCAGGGAAUCCCUCUCCUCUUACGAUCAUCAGGCCUUGGCUGACAUGAAAGCCCACGCGUUGGAGGAGAAGUCAGCGGAGGAGAGAACGGUGCACAGGAAGCUGAAGACCACUCUGCCAGCACGAAUUUUAACCAAACCCCGGUCCAUCACUGUACCUGAAGGCGAGUCUGCCCGGUUCUCUUGUGACACCGAUGGGGAGCCAGUGCCCACGGUCAAGUGGUUCCGUGCGGGCCAGGUCAUUGGUUCGUCCGGCCGCCACCACAUCACAACCACGAAAUACAAAUCCACCUUUGAGAUCACUUCGGUUCGGGCUGCCGACGAAGGCAGCUACACUGUGGUGGUGGAAAAUUCCGAAGGUAAACAGGAAGCCCAGUUCACUCUGACGAUUCAAAGGAGCCGGGUUCCGGAAAAAGCUGUCACGUCACCUCCCAAAGUCAAAUCCCCAGAGCCCCGGGUGAAGUCUCCCGAAGCAAUUAAAUCCCCGAAGAGAGUGAAAUCCCCAGAACCGGCGACUCCUCACCCGAAGGCCCCGCCGCCCUCAGAAACCAAGUCUCUGCCAAAGGAGAAAGCGCAGCUCCCUGUUCCCGCUCCUCCGAAGAUCAUUCAGCCGCUGAAAGCAGAAGCUUCUGAAGACACCGCCAAGCUUCACUGUGUGGUUGAAAGCGACGUCUUACGUGCGAGGGAAGUAGCGUGGUAUAAAGACGGAAAGAAGCUGAAGGAAAACGGGCACUUCCAGUUCCACCGUUCUUCAGACGGCACCUACGAACUCAAAAUCCACAACCUCACCGAAGCCGAUCGCGGUGACUAUGUUUGCGAGAUCUCCGGAGAGGGCGGAGCCUCCAAGACCGAUUUCCAGUUUGUCGGCCAGGCCUUUAAAAAGAUCUACGACCAGCUGUCAAGCACAGCAGAGAGCAAGAAACCACCUCCUAAAGCAGCCGAGCCAGCCGAGACCAAGACGCCUUCCCCGAAAGGCGUCGAACCAGCAGAGGCCAAGAAACCCCAGGAGAAACCACUGGAAUUAGCCACCUCAAAGCCAGUCAUUGCUACUGGGCUGCAAGACACGACUGUAUCUUCCGACUCCGUCACCAAGCUAACGGUCCACGUUACGGGAGAGCCUUGCCCAACUGCCACCUGGACCAAAGACGGAAAGGUUCUGGCACGAGGUGGGAAAUACGAAAUAUCUGAAGGCAAAGGAGUAUUCCACCUGGAAAUCCGGGAGACUGGUACUUCAGACGCUGGACUGUAUACUUGCACAGUCACAAAUUCAGCAGGCUCCGCUUCCUCUAGCUGCAGAUUGACAGUAAAAGCAGUCAAAGACGCUGAAACCCACCAAGUAUCCGCUUUGAAAACCUCUGAAGUGGCAUCUCAGGAAAGAGCAGUUCUCCAAGAAACUUCCAGAGAGGCCUCCGUCUCUAAAGUCAAAACCUCAGAAAAGUCAGCUGCCCAAGAGGAAUUUUCCCAAAAGGCCCUGAUUUCUGAAGAAAUCAAGAAAUCAGAAGUGUCUUCUCUCGAAAAAGCAGUUGUCCAGGAAGAAGUCGUCAAAAAGGCCCGGGUAUCAGAAGACAUCAGUCAUACUGAAGCCAAAGCUUUCUCCACUCAAAUGAAUGUGUCUGAAGGUGAGAAAGUUACUCUGAAAGCCAACAUCAUCGGCGCAUCUGAUGUCAAGUGGGUGCUGAAUGGGGUGGAGCUUUCUAACUCAGAAGACUACCGAUUCGGCGUCUCCGGCAACGAUCAUACCCUAACCAUCAAGAAAACCAGUCGCCGAGAUGAAGGCAUCCUUACCUGUGAGGGAAGAACUAAUCAAGGCAUCGUCAGGUGUCAGUUCGAUAUGACCCUGUGUAAGGAGCGCUCGGAUGCCCCGGCCUUCAUCACGCAGCCCCGAUCCCAGAAUGUUAACGAGGGACAGGCGGUCCUCCUUUCCUGUGAAAUCAGUGGAGAUCCGUCUCCGGAAAUUGAAUGGUUUAAGAACAACCAUCCUAUUUCAGUUUCAUCCAACGUCAGAGUAAAUCGCUCCCGCAACGCCUACUCCCUUGAAAUUCGAAGCGCGGCAGUAAGCGACAGUGGGAAAUACACAGUUAAGGCCAAAAAUUUCCACGGACAGUGCUCCGCUACAGCAUCCCUGACUGUGCUCCCUCUAGUUGAAGAACCUUCAAAGGAGGUAGUUUUGAGGACAAGUGGUGAUGCAGGCAUGCAAGAAAGCUUCUCCUCUCAGUCAGUCCAAAUGUCCGCCUCUAAAAAAGAGGCCUCCUUCAGCAGUUUCAGCAGUAGCAGCACUAGCAGCAUGACUGAAAUGAAAUUUGCAAGCAUGUCCGCCCAAAGCAUGUCCUCCAUGGAAGGAUCCUUUGUAGAGAUGAGUUCCAGCAGUAUUAUGGGAAAAGCUAGUAUGACACAACUGGAAAGCUCAACUAGUAGAAUGCUUAAAGCAGGUGGAAGAGGGUUUCCACCCAAAAUCGAAGCUCUUCCGUCUGACAUCAGCAUCGACGAAGGCAAAGUGCUCACCCUGGCCUGCGCCUUCUCAGGGGAACCCACUCCUGAAAUAUCGUGGUCCCACGGUGGGAGACAAAUCCAAAGUCAAGCAGAGCACGGGAGAUUCCAUAUCGAAACCACCGAUGACCUGACGACCCUGAUCAUCAUGGAUGUCCAGAAGAAGGACGGCGGACUCUACACCCUGAGUCUGGGGAAUGAAUUCGGAUCUGACUCUGCCACUGUGAAUAUUAAUAUCCGAUCCAUUUAGAGAGCCUGCGCUCUUGUAUUUUCCACUUGCCUUUUUGCAAGUGAUUUGUAUGGACUAAACUUUCCGAUCUGUAAAUAGAAAAAGUAUUUUUGUACCGACCUAAAAGAGACAAAGUCCAAAGUUAUUCAUUAUGAUUUAUUGCCAGUGCUGUUGACUCAGAAACGGUAAACAUUUGUCGUCGACCUGUACAUACUUGUAUAUAGCCGGAGUAACGGUUAUGGAGUUUUGUACCCUUUAUUUUGUGACCUUUUACCAUGUAACUUUUGGAACUCACCGUUGGCAGGAGAAAGUUUCAUCCGGAACGAAUACCCUGCUCGACAUCUUCCUAAUCUUUGUGCCUCAACACAAUGUUGAUGACUAAGAAGGCCUCAAUGGGUUGAGAAAGUCCCCAUUGACGUUGUCCUACACCUAAGAGAAAAUGCCGCACGCGCUACUUGGUACCCGUGCGAAUACUAACGGCAUCAGAAAUGUAAGGCAUCGGUGAUGUUUGCAAAUACCCUCCUGUAAGCAGCACUUGAAUGUCUUACGUGCUCUCUGAUGAUGUCACACUCCUAAUUUUCAAAGACGUACGACUGGGUGAGCAAAGUGCAAACGGCCAACACUUUGUUCCCACUCUCUUUGUGCUGCUUCUGACACAUUGACUGCUUGGGUGGCUUGAAAAAAGUAACACCUCCUGGCCAUUCCCUCAUUUCACAAGCCACUCAAGUACUCCAGUGCAGAAGCAGUGCAUCCUCUUGGAGGUUCCCCGGGUGCUACGGUUGUGUUUGUUUGGUAGUCGUAGAGUUGUAGUACACCUGUCAGUCCUGGGCAACUAAGCAUGGACCACAGCAAGGAAGGAAAAACGGAACAUCAGAAAUGCUGUUGUUAACCACCCAAGUGCCCUCAAAUUCAAUCUGAUGUAGGUCUUUUCAUUGUAGAAGUAAAUUACAUUGCUAGCCAAUUGUUGAACCUCCUUGAGUUAGUAUCAUUGAAAUAAAGCAUGCUUUCAGCACCUCAAAA
Messenger RNA from Tachyglossus aculeatus (Australian echidna), 82146 nucleotides. It is a transcript of the gene TTN, whose product is annotated as titin. Gene Ontology annotation, biological process: protein phosphorylation. NCBI's taxonomy places the organism in Eukaryota, Metazoa, Chordata, Mammalia, Monotremata, Tachyglossidae. The coding region runs from base 1 to 81147 and encodes 27048 amino acids. Gene Ontology annotation, molecular function: protein kinase activity; protein binding; ATP binding. The transcript has 192 exons. The record is from RefSeq and is a predicted model, not a curated record.